This is a messenger RNA of Xyrichtys novacula (pearly razorfish), 56470 nucleotides long. NCBI's taxonomy places the organism in Eukaryota, Metazoa, Chordata, Actinopteri, Labriformes, Labridae. The record is from the annotation of a GenBank genome assembly.
AAAUUAAAUGGACAGAGCAUCAGCCUGUUUCUGUUCUUGUCGAGGUCUUUCACCUGAAUCUGCAGCUCAGGGACUAUUCUCUCUUAAGAUCUGCUCCUCUAGGCUUUACUUUAGUAAAAUAUCUGGACUUUUUGCUCUUUUAGGAGUUCAUGUGAAGAGAAGAGAGGUCAGCGCUGAGGAUGGGAGGGCAGCAGUCGGUACCUGAGGACCUGGAGCAAUCUGUGGAGGUGCUGUCGACAGUCAGUGGUAAGGAUCCCUGCCCGGGUUAGCUUAGCCUCACAUAGGAAACUGUGGUUUGCAUCUUGGUAACAUGUGUCUUCUAUCAGGAUUGUGUUCAGGUAAAACUUAGCUGGGUCCUCUUUAACCUUGCAUACUCACUUCAGCUACAGAUUGGUUUUGGCUGAAUGCAAUGAAGUAUUUCACACAACUGAAUAACAGAGUAACGGUAGAAUGGAAGGAACCCUGUUCUCCUAUAACGUCUUUGCAUAUCCAGCAGAUUUUAUGUCAGUUCGUUGUUACAUUUCAUUAGAAAAGAUUUAAAACAUUUGACCAAAAGUAUGUUGAAUAUUGAACAGAAGAUCAUUAAGUGGGUGAGUUGACAUGGUCAUUGCCCUCAUCACUACUGUUAGUAGGAUUGCUCAAUUAUGGCAAUAUACAAAUCACCAUUAUUCUGAUUGAUAUUGAUAUUGCGAUUAUCAAGUGAUCACCCAAGAUUUUACAUCAGUAUCAAACACAUUUAAGCAACUUAGAAAUUCUUAACUCUUUGAAAAACACAGUAAGUACAAAAAUCAACACCUUCUGUUUUUCGUAAAGCAUGUCUGUCUGCCUGGGUAAUAUAAAAGGCAUAUGAACUAUUGAUUGAAAGGUACCAUGCAUCACAUCUUCACUUCACUGAGGAGUUUUGACUUAAUUAUAUAAGUAAUCUCUAGUUUCUCUCUCAUCGUGCUUAUUCAGUCCCUUGGCUAUUCAGACACAUCAUUCAGUCUGGGUUAUGAUAUUUUACAGUAUUUUAAAGCGAUCAGGAUGAGGUGUUGCUCCACUUUUUCCUGUCAGAGAUGGUUGUGGUCCAAUAGCUCCUCAGACUGCUCUCAUAUCUGAGCUCAUCACUAUUCUCCUGAGACAGACACUAAUGUUUUUCCCAUAGUGUCAACAGGCAGAGGUGAAAGACUCCUUUUUUACUGAUUGAAUUGAUUUAAUGAGUGUGAAUAAAUCCCUGUUGUUGUUGUUGUUAUGGGGUUUUGGGUAAAUAGAAUCAAGAAUUUCACACGAUUAAAUAACAGUAGAGUAACGGUAGAACUGAAGGAACCCUGUUCCCCUACAACAUGUUUCCCCUCAGGGGUCUAUCUUAGGUCCCCUUUUGUUUACAUGCUCGAGGCCAAAUCUUGCUUAGGCAUGGUGUAGACUUUCACUGCUGCACAAAUGAUACUCAGUAUGCCUCUGCUGAAGUUCAGCACCCCUCAUAGUUCUCAGAUUAUGUCCUAUCUGACUAAAAUAAGGUUUUGCAACCCUGAAAACUUUCUCUUGCUCAAGACUUUAAAUUGGAAGUGACUCAUCAUGACUCUGAUGCCCCCUUUUCUAGCUACAUUGAGAAUCAGUCAACAAUAAUGUUCCCAAAUAAUGUUGCCUGUAAACUAGGUUUAUGCAGUCCUGCUUUGGUCAACAAAGACACUCGACUAAAAUCAGGUUUUUCCUUUACCCUUCCCAACUUGGAAAAUGUCUUUAUCCCUUUUAUUUGUUCUAGGUAGUAAGGUAGAAGAUUAACUUUCUUGUCUGUGAUGAGAUUUGAAGCUUUUUCAGGGUCUUUUGACAUUGGUUUCGAUCUUUCGGACUCUAGCUUUUCUUCUUAAUGGAUAAAAAAUCUAAUAACCCAAAAUGGAAAGUGCGUGACCGCCUUUUUGAAGUUUCAGAAUCUGGGAAUGCCCAUUUGAUUAUGUGAUGAUGAAUUAAAUAAAAUAAAGACAAUUUGAUCGUCCCAGGAAGGCAGAGAUCUUUUAUAGACGGCACCAGUUUAAUUUCAGUUUGAGCUUCAAGCCAGAAUUUUCCUAAAUAAGGUUUAAUCAAUUCAAUGAUGUUCUAGUCAGAAGCUGCUUUUGUUUGAGCUUCUGUGUGUUUAGGAGGGUGAUAGGCACCCGGUUUACUGGGAAAAUAAACAGAAAUCUGUGGCAUGUCCAGAAUUUUUUAAACGGUCAACAACACAGACGACAGAGUACAUCAGGGUAUAUUUGAAAAUAAUGAUGAUUCCCAUGCCUGUUAUUAGGAUGAAGCCCUUCAUCUUUACCUCCAGUUUUACUGUCUUUUAUUCUAACACAAACACUAAAUUCUUCAUGUUUGCUGAGGCCCAAAAGUAGUUUUCAGAUAACUUAAGACUUAAAUAAAAAAGAGUGAGAAUAUUUUGAAAAAAUUCCAAAUUUAAGGCAAAGAUACCUUGAUGGUUGAAAUGUGAAGCUGUGACUCCUACCUGCCUCCGUUUGGCUUUUCCUGACGUUAACUUCUUCUCUUUUAUUUAAUACAGUAAAAAUCAGAGUUUAUUCAGGGUUAAACAAUCAAACAACUUCAUCAGUUUUGGGAAAAGUACCUGAUUCAGGCUGAAAUCAAACAACAGUGUUUUCCCCACAGAAUAACACUGAGCCUUGGGCGGCGGGCUUGUUGAACAUUUCAACCUACAUUCCUAUAUUUAUGUUGAAUUAUAUCAUAUGUUAUCUCUUUUAUUAGGUUAGAAUAAAUAUUAAAUGUGUGUUGUUCUCUAAAUGAUUUCACUGUGUUCACAAACGGCUUUUAUUUGCUUAACUUACUCUAUUUCUGUCAUCGAACACACACACCCUGCAGCUACCUGUGUACACACAGUGGUUUUUCUCUUCCCUCUUUUCCGUGUGACUGAUUUUUUGACAAUAAUCAUCAGUGGCAUUUAUAACAACAAAAAUACAAAAUAACACAACUCCGGUUUUUAAAAUAAUUCACCUAGUCUCCUAUUAACACCAAACAUGAAUCAGAAGAGGAUCAAACUUCUAAUGACGAAUGCAACCAUCCAAACUGAGGCUAUGUAUUUGUAUGUACACACAUUAGUGUCUUUAAAGCAGUUUGUCAAUAAUAAUAUAGAAUACGAUCAAUCAUUGUGUUCUAAAACUGAGUCAAAAAUUCAAUCCCUGUGCAGUUUUCAUGAUAAAAGAACAAACGGAGGACAAAGUGUUUUUGAUAAAAGCUGUAAACAUCUUAAAAUCUUAUGUAUAAAUUUUAACAUGGGUCUCUAUGGGAGUUAACUCACUUUUGGAUCCUGCCUCUUGUUGUCAUUGAAGGUACUGCAGUACAGUAGACUUUCUGUUUCUCUCCCCCUUUGCUGAUUGUUGCCAUAAAAGGCAACUGUACACUUAAGUUGACUUUAGUACCCGGUUAAAAGGCCACAGAAGUCUCACAUUUGACACAAACCAGCACAGAAACAGUUUAAAAAUGAGUCUAAUUAGCUGUAGGGGGUUUUGUGUCAUGGCCUAACCCCCACCCCUCCCUUCCUGUGAUAAACACAGAGCAGACAUGAGAACCAGAUAAACAAUCACACAUUCACUAGAGCAAACAGGAAAAUAGGCAGCCUGAACACGCUCGUAAACAGAGUAUGAGUCCGACUUUGUUUUAGCGAUGUCUCUUUUGGAGUUAAUUCAAGACGGCCAGGAGGUGCUGACUCGACUUCUUUACAACCCCUCUGUUUCUAUCAGUGUGUUAACCCGACGCACUAACAGCAGGAGCCGUGUGCCGACCUGGAGAAGAGGUUAGUGUUAAAACGUACAUGAUGAGGCGAUAUUAUGGUAACUGGACGUCCUUAUUAAAACAGCACUCUGGUCUGUUCUUUAAAUCAGAGCUACAGCAUGACAGGACCGGAUUUCCUGUCAGCUUAGGGGGAUUCCCCCUCAUCAUUUAGAUACUGAUAGAGGAACCUCAGUAUUGGGCAUCCUGCUUACUCUACACUUUGAUUAUUUUCUAGAUCUUCCUUCUAGAUAUUGUCACUAUGAGGUUAUUCACUCAUAGAUUCAUGUAAGCGCAUUGCAAAUUUAGUAAAAAUGUUUAUUUCAGGUUUUUCUUGCGUUCCAAAGUUGCCUUUAAACAUUAAUUCACCCCCAGUGUAGGAUACAUAUAAAUACCUUUUAAUGGCUAUUUAAAAAUGAAGCUCAUUCUUAAAGGUAUAACUCCCACAAUUCAGUUUUCUAUAAAUGCAAGCCACACUUUUCUACAUUAGUCCAUUCAUGGCCUAAAUUACUGAAUUUGAGUGUUAAAGAAAUCAUAAUUUUGGGGGAAUAUUACUUAUUUAAGGCAGAAACAGGAAUCUAAUAUCUAGUUUAGUGUGAAAUUUUAGUUUUGUAAUGCAUAGAAUACAUUUUUGAUUCUUUAUGUGUUUGUUUUUGUGCAUUCAUGCUUUAUUUUGAGGUAUAUUUUAAAAUAGUAGGAUACCCCGGUUUUCCUAAAGAUACAAGUGCAGCUCAAGAAAGUAGCCUGAAUAAAGGUAAUUCAAAAAGUAAAACUUUCCUUUAUUCUAUAUUCAUUACAAGUAAGGUACAUUUUUGUUUAAAUUAAAUGAUUUUGGCUUAUAGCUGGUAAAAAUCAGAAAAAGUAUCUUAAAUUAAAUUAAUCAAAAAAGGCUUCAAAACACAGAAUUGUUAAGCUCUUGCAUGAAUAUGGCGGCCUAUGGAGGGGAUUAGCCUGUAGCUCUGCUGAGGUGUCGUUGAAGCCCAGCUUGCUGUGAUAGCAGCUAUCAGCUGGUCUGUAUUAAUAGAUCAUAGUAUCCCAGAGAUUCUCUGUAGGGAUCAGGUCAGGCAAGUUGGCAGGUCAAUGAAGCACAAAGUUCUUCUCGUCAGAAAAACCAUUUGGUGGGGGUUUUAGCGUUGUUGGCAUAUGAGCGUACCGAUAAAGACUUUCAGCUGAUGGAAGCAAAGGGUGCUGUAAAAUUUCCUGCGUUCUUGAUGAAACGCAGCUUUUAAUGGACAGAUAUGGGUUUGUGAAUGCCUUAUUCUUUAAGCACUACGACUGGGAAAAAAAAAAAAACAGAUUAAAACUUAUUUAUCUUGCCUCUAGUGGCUGGAAGAGAAACUACAGUUUUUUUAGCUCUAAAGUACUUGCUCUCAUUUUUCAGCUCAAAGGAUUUCUGCCUGUUUGACUCAAUGCAGACUUGAUGCAGUUUUAUCUUAACCCCUCAACCUUGAAUGUGGAUUAUUUUUCAGUUGAGGUGAGAGUAAACCUUCAUUAGGAAUAAACAGUUUAUUCCCAGUCGUAUGUUGGACUUUCACAGACUUAGGGAGGAGCAGGAGAGUGAAAGAGGAGUGGUGUGAUUACUUAAGAAACUUUGACAGGUGUGUGUGUGCAAUCAUGUGUGGUAGCGAGACAAACAGGGAGGGUUUAGAACACACAUGAAGAGAUGAGGAGAUGAGGAUGAGGCGGAGGAUACUUUUUCUCUCCUCUACCUGUGAAGAGUAAGAAGCUGGUGAGAGAGGUAGAGGAGAUCAGAGAAAGAGAGAGAGGGGACGGGAUGAAGGAACCCACAGAAUCAGAGGAAUAUGAGCGAGGGAGUGUUGUGUGCAUCUCGCUGGAGGAGAUGGAGAGCUACUACAGAUACAGCCAGUGCUGCCAGCAGCUGCAGAGUGAGUUCAACACGGAUGUGUGUGUGUGUUUGUGAAGUUCGUACGGAUGUAUGUGGUGCAUUUUAAGACCGACAUUAGAUUACAACCAUGACUGUUUCCUUAGGCAUGAAAACCAGCACAGUCUGGACUUGAAACUGAAUAUUUGUGUCUAUAACUCAACCUUUUCUUCCAAUUUUUGCCUAAAUAUCUGUUUAAAAAUGAAUCAACUGAAGUGCAUGGACCAACGCAGAGAUCUCUGCAUUGCUAUAUUUUUUAUUUCAGUUGAAUACUGUACAUUUUUAUUCAUAUUCGUUUAUUUAAGGUUGCAGUGGAAUUUUAGAAAGUUGCAGCUCAGUUUUCUUUUCCAGCCUCUUUUGUUUAAAAAUGUCAUUCAGGUGUUAUUUUUAAAAAGCUGAAUCAUGAUAGUGAAGGUGUAAGCUUGAAUUCCUGUCCAAAUGGGAUCUAACUGUUUGCUUACACCAUAUAUUUGUAUUACGUAACUACAAAUCCAAUUAAGCUGUUCAUUCAGAUCAGGGUUUUUUAGGUGCAGAUAGGUGACUUGAGAUGUAAAGUAAAACAUAACCAAGCAUGAAAAUGGCAAAACAUCCUUUGCAACGUUUUUGUGUCUUUUAGGAUCGCUUCGAUUGCAUCCACGAAAAAACCUUUUUCAGCUGAGUCAUGAAAGAAGCAGCUGCAGAGUCAGACACUAUUUUUCUCCCACAAGCUUUAAAGUGAGGAAAAACAAGAGUAAAGGCAACAGUGUCCCAUAUUUUACAACGAUUAUAGCUCCAUCUCCAUGCCUACUUUUGCUUUAUAACUCUUAUGAAAACUCCAGCAUAACUCUUUGCGUCAUCUUCAGCAGUAACUCUUUAACUGUACUGAGAAAAAGCAUUAGUUCCUGUUCCUCUGCUUUAUCAGACUCUCUCUGAUGUCAGAAAUACUCCUCUUUUAUAAAAGAAGCAUUCAUUACAGCUGGAAUCAGGAUACCGGACAGAAUGGAGUAACAAAGGAGUGAUUCUCAUGGAUAUUCAUGUGCUUUCGAGUCACCAUGGUUAUUAUAGAUAGCGUAUGCUCUUUUGCAGCAUAGCGGUCACUUGCUUCUUGAAAAACACAAACGUUAUAAAAUCUCUCUCAUAACAUUUUCAUAUUGAUGUCACUGUGGUGUUUAGGGUGCAGCAAACUUUGUCGACGUCAGAAAAAGUGUCGAAGAUUGUUUAGACAUGGGAAUAUUUAAUAUCUUGUGGUUAAUUUCUGGAUUGAAAUCCUCUCCUGCUCAAAGUAAUGGUGGCCUUUGAGGACAAAAAGGUUGUGUGAUGCAUGAGAAGUAUGAUCCUCCAUUUUCCUAAUUUGUUUGUCGCACAGCUGUUCCCUUCUUCUGAUCUUUUUUCUCAAUUUUCAGUGCAAUGAAUACAAAAAAAAACAAACAUAAAAAACAGAGAUUGAAUUAAAAGUACAAAAAUAGUUGUAAAAAAAACAAUAGAUACAGACCAUAAACUACAAUUUUCUUCAUCUUUCUGAUACUAGCUGACAGAAUAUACUUGAUGGAAGGUUGUUCUCACAUUUAAAAACAAGUAUUAUGAAUGAAAAGUUAACAAAAUUGUCAAAAUUUAUAGAUUAUGUUUCUGUAGAAUGGUGCAAUGAUGCUUUCCGACAAAUUUUAUCCAUUAUUUUCACUUUCUAUUUAUAAAAUGUGCUUAAGGGUGCGGUUAUUGUUGGUUUGGUUUACCAGGAGUCACUGUAAGAUUCCCACCCCUGCUCCUGACUGGACAUAAACCUUAUGCCUCCAACUGCAGGCUGACGCUGUAAAAAUAUGGCUGUAUCACAAACUGAGGGGCUGCAUGUCAAACAGAAACCUCGAGCCAUCAAAGUCACUUCUCUUCCAGGUAGAUAUUCAGAGAGAUGUAGAUUUAAGGCAGAAGAAAACACACUUUCUCCAGCGGAGCCAAAGUACAUGCAGUGAGUACUGCUAUAGUGACCUGCUACAUCCUUGUUUACUCAGGGUGGUUCAAUAAAAGGUGGCAUAAUUACCCAGCAGCCAUGUGUGCUUGUAGGAGGUGUGUCUGCAUUAAUAAAAGAUUAUUUGCAUUGAUCAGGCACACUCCCAUGUGUCAGAAUCCACAGUAUUUCAGAUCUCUGCGCCUGUCAAAGACGCUUCAGGUCUAUUCUGGGCCUCUCCUGCAGGCUUUGGUCUUUUUUUGGAGAUGACGUGUGUAUUUUUAGAAAGAGCUAUUCUAGAAGGGCUGUGUCAUGAAGACAGGGGCAGUGAUUCUGCCGUUGGAUCUGAUUUUCCUCCUCAUUUUUUAAUGUUUAAUUGAACGAAAAUCACUGUUAAACUAGCAGGAUUAUAUUUGAUUCUUAUGUAGAAUACACUUUGGUUCAUAAUCUGAAUCAAAUACAAGUUUCCAAGGGGAUUUUUGCUGUAAACUUGAAGUCAUGUGUGUCAGCAGUCAUCAUUUUUGAGGGGUUGUGUUUUUUUUGCAAUCGCACCAUCUUUGUAACUUCCACUUUUGUUUCCCUGAAUAAUGAUCAAUCAUGCCAGUUGUUGUUUUUCAACAUUUGCAAAACUUCCUCUUUUGUUCUUAUGAUUCUCAUGACCUGUUCCCCAUCAUGUCCCCACAUUAUCACACCUAAUUUUUAGCUUGAAAUCUCGUGACUUAUUUCCUGAUCAUCAGCUGAGUUUGUAAUACUGCUGACUCUAAACCUCUCACACCAUCAUCCCCUUUUAAGUUUAUCGUCCUUAAACUGACCAAGAAAAAAGUUUAAACUCUAACAUCCUGUGACUUUGUUUCCCAAUCAAUAAUCCUGUCCAGUCUUGGCUCUGCGCAGAAAUGUAAUUAUCCUUCAACCACCUGUACCAAAGGGCUGUGCCGGAUUUGAGCCCUAAUUAUGGUCUGCGCCUUAGACACACACAUUUAUCAGCUGUUUUUUGUGGGUAUGUUAUGUCAUCAAAGCAUCCUGGCUGGGCACAUUUUGUUGUACUACAUAUUUGGGUUUCAUGAUCGACUGUCAAUAAAGUUUUGGCACUCUGUCCAUUGAAACCUAGUUGAGGUUUGAGUCUUGUAUAAUGAUAUAAACACCAUCGCAUGUUGACAGCGUAAGUAUAGGGCUGUAAGAGCAUCAUAAUUACCCAAUACCUUGAAUAACCCCUGUAUGAUAGAUUGUAUAUUAGUGCAGAGAAUGUUUGUUAAAACUUAGAGGCUAUUGAUUAAGAGCAACAUUUCCUUAGCUAACCCAAACCAAACUGAACUGGAUGAAGUCUCAAAGUGAUAGAUUGUCUUUGGUUUUGUGGUGUUUUGAAACUAUAAGGUACCAUUAAACGGUUUAUAAAUGGUACCUUGAAACAGACAUUUGACAAAAUUUACUUUUUUUUGUAACAUACGGUGGUUAUAAAAAGAAACAUCCGAAUAUAAAAAAGCACAGGAACAUUUAGGUGGAUUAUGAAUAGUUUUUUUAUGGCAUUCAAGUGUCAACAUAUUUGGAAUUGGAGGUUUAAAAUAAAAAAUAAUGACGUUACUCUUAACCAAGUUCAGUCCAAAUGAGGACUAUUUACAUCAGAAUAUCACAUUAGGCAAGAGUGAUAUAAUAAGAUAUAAGACUAUUUUUCUUCGUCAUCCUUUCACAGCUGAUAUCUUUCUGUGUUUGCAGUUUAUUAUUUUAGGCCAUACGUUUGCAGCUGUUGUGUAUUUAUAUUCAACAACAUAACAGUAAUAGUUUACUGUGGAAAGACUGUCAGCCUUGUUUUAAGCUGUCCGUUUGUUCACACUUCUCCUUGUUUUGGCCUCUGAGUCACUUCUCAAUUGUUCUCUUCCUGUUUAUGCUCCGGUCGGCCAAUAGUGUUUCAUCUCUGAGGGGAAGGAGUUGAUAGUGUUUUCGCCUCCGCAGACAGAGACGAGUGGGACAGAUCUCAAAUAAAUAAUCCAGCUGGGGGUUAUUCUAGCUGUAGUCUGAGACACAUCCCUCCUUCAUCCAUACACAAAUACAAACAGGUCUCCUUCACAUCCGUAUGCACACUCCACAGUCUGCUCUGCAUCCCAUCUAAAGAAAUCCAAGGAUGAUUCGAACAUUAGAGUUUGUGUUAUUUCCCAUCCUGUAGUCCUUAAAUUAACUUGAUUUGAGCUGCUGCAUAUAAAUCAAGAUAAGAUAAUAAUUUCAACUCAAUUCAGUUUAACUUGAGUGACAAAAGCCAAUCAGCUUUUUAAUUUACCGAUUUCAUGGUGCAUCAAGAGUGAUCGAAACAACCUCCAUUUAACUAACAAACCAAGGUUUUGUUUUUUGUUUUUUCUCUCUUGAGGACAGACCUGAAAAAACUUGAUUUUUUUUUUACUCUAUAAAGAUCUGAAUCAUGGUUUAUUGUUUCAUGUUUGUACCACAGAAGUCAGCCAAAGUCAAUCUGUUGUGUCGCUUGCUCUUUAAAGUGAAACUGAGACUCACCAGUACAGAUUAACAGCUGCUACUCUUGGAGAUGUAAUGAACCAAUAAAUGUUGGCUACUGUUUUGCAGACACAUCUGGAGGGGUUGGAUUUCAACACGUGUGUGUAUAUAUAUUAUAAUCCAUUUUUAACUUCAUGUUAGAACUGUGAGUGGACCACCAGAGUUGUUUGAAGGAAAAUGAGCAGAGUCAGGAAAUGAACCAUAAUGAACCUUCUGCUGUUUCCUGUCCUACCGCUAACAUGCUUUUAUCUGUAUGUGCAUCUUAAUCUGACAUGAACUGAGCACGUGCAAAGACAUAAAUACACCAGAGUAGACCUGUAGCUGACCUUUUCUGUUAUAUUCAAUUCAGUUGAAUCCCUUUGUCUGUUUAUAAUCUUUCCUCAGACUAGACUGAGAGAGUCGUCUUUAAUUUAGCCUCAAUCCAAUCUUUAAUCGCACACAUACAUCAUAUCUAAUCUCCUCAUGCUUAAUCUCAAUCCAAAUUACAUUCCUUUAUUAUAGUCGAUAUUUUGGAUAGUGUUUGGUGCCGAGUGAUGAAAUAAAUUCUCUUUUUCUUCUUAGAGACAGAAAGGAUUAACACUGUGCCCCAUUUUAUCAGAAAAUCCUCUCUGUAGGUAGCUGUUAAUUCACCUGGGUGCACGUUAUUAUCUUUAUGAGUAAAACCAAUGUGCAGGUAAACAGACUGACUCUGUAAUUAGAUUUUUUAAAGAUGUUUAGACUGUGCAGAUGGCUUGAUAAGGAUGGGACCACAGCCUGAGUGAGGGGUUUGUCUGCUCAUGCAUGUGCACAUACAUGUGAUCGCAGAUUAUCCUCUCUGUGCAGGUCAGCUGUGUUCAUUCAGGUCUGGAAAAAAAACAGCUUUAAAUCAUUUCAAAUGUCUUCUCUGUUUCUGUUAAACCAUAACUAAAGAGGCAGAUGAACGUACAAACUGUUAUCAACUGCACUGUGCCACUAUACAUAAUAUAUCCAAUAGUUAGGUGCUUCUGGGAAUGAUAGCCAACAUGUCAUGACUCCUUUUGCAUGUGCUGAAAUGAGCAAUCACAUGUUUGUAGUUGAAAAAGGAGUGAUAUUUCAGUCUCAGUUUCUCUGUAAAUACUUAGCAAAAUUAACUCCUCAAGGAUAUCUUUACAAAAGGCGAUCAUUUUGCAGUUCUUUAAAUAUCCACCUGCCUCUGAUGUGUCUCAGCUUUAUUGUAAAUUGUAAGUAUUUUUAGAUUUAAGUGUAUUCAGGUCAAAAAUGACACCAAAUUCACCCCCUCUUGAUUUGUUUCCAAAAUGAGUUGUAAUUUCUUGGUUUAUUGCACUUCAGGGGGAUCCCCCAUUAGUCUGUUUCUUCUGGGUCUCAGUUUCACAGUUAACAGUGAGUUACACAGAAACUCCAGUCUGGCUUACCUCAGGAAUACAAACCCCGAAAAGAAGCUAGUUUUCACUCAAGUCGUUUCCUCUGAACAGGUCCAUAGUUUGCCGAGAUAUAACUGUUGUGGUGCAGAUUUACAAAGUCAAACGUUUAAUUUUUUAUUUCUCUGACAUUCAUUUCAAAUUUGAUUGAGCCAUUAACCUUUAGGGCCACUGUAUAUUUGUCCUCAGGAGGAGAUAAAAACAACCCUUCCAUCUUUGUUUCUUGAACAUUGUAAAGCGGUCAGAUUGAUCAAUGCCGAUGUGUUUAUGGGAAAAAUGAGAACGCAAAACAAAGACAAGACAGCACAUUCAGUGCAAAAAUUUAGGGCUUUAGGGGUUACAGUGUUAAUCCUGAUGUGAUGAAAAUCCAAAAUGAGUGCUGUAUUUAUUUAUAGCAGGGGUUUUUGACCUUUUUGGCACGUCCUCCAUUUAGCCACAGCAGCAUCUUCUUCUUGCUGCAACCACAACGGAUGACACACCUCACUGUAGUAGAUAGACAGCUCAGCUGACAUGACAAAAUUAGUCAGCUCUUUGCAUCAAACUUAAUUAAAGUUGUAAUAAGAUACUUUGAGUUUAAGCUACCACCUAUGAGCUAAGGAUACAAAUUAGUUAAGUUGUUAAUGUUGAGUUUAAAAGUUGUCUUAGAUGCAAGUACAUGUAUUUUAGACUUGUGUUUAUUCAAAUUAAAGGAUUAACUGCAAUUUAUAAACAAAUAAUAUGACGGCCUAGAUAAAUCCUAAUUAAAUCAUGUUUGUUCAGAUAUUAUAAAUAGAAACCCCCAAAUCUUUCCAUCUAUGCUGAUAAAUUAGAUUAUUUAUUUAAGCUUGUUUCCUUAUUUUUCCAUGUAAGUAACCAAAACAAGUUUAUGCAACAGCUGCAUCUUUCCUUUCUUUUAGUUUUAUGAUUUUAUUUGCAGCAUACCAUUGAAUAAAACAGAUUCAAUUUACCAAAAGCAAGACAAAGACAGACAGACAAGGAGGGAUUAAAUGUAUGUAUCGUGACCUUAAUAUAAUGACGGCGUUGAAUCAUCAUGGACUGAAUUAACCUGUGUCUGCUGACUCGAUCAGUGUUGUGUGCAGCUGCAAACAUACAGUACAGUAAUUACUAGGGAUGCUGUUUGAUUGUUUUGACAAAUGUGAUCGUAGGAUAGGGAGGAGGUUCAACUUCUGUGUGUUUUAUAGAAUCAGAAAUGAGCCUCAUGGAUUUAAAACAGUUUUAUUUGUUAAGUUUUAAUUUUCCUUCAGUUUGUUUCAGUUUUUUUUGUGGUUCUCUCUUCUUUCUUGGCUUCAGUUUGUGGAGUUUCUGCAUUUCUUGCGGAGGGAAAAAAGAGCAACAUGUUAGCAAACCAGAAUGACAGCAGGACAGCUUUUUAUGAAUCGAACUCCUGAGGGUCUUUUCACAUGUGCACCAUCCAACUUUCUCACUGUGUCUGUGUGUGGCACACUAGGUCCCCCUGCUGUCCUCCCUGCCAUUGUGUGAGAGUGUGUGUAAGAGUGUGUGUAUGUGUGAGUGUGUCUUUAAGAGUGUGAGAAAAGCUGAUGGAAACAGAGUAGGAGGCAUCUUCUCCUUCUCUUGUAUUUGAAUCAUGUUUACAUUAAGUUCUCUUAGCUUUUAAUACAGCACAAUGCAGCGUGGUGCGUUUAAAUGCUUGUGGGAAAUUUCAGCAUCUAUCACCUGGAUGUAAGUUGUUUUAAGAGGCUCCCAUCCUCCCUGUCAGUGUAAAACAGUGACAUGUGAAACCAGAGGCGGAGCAUCUGAAGCCCCGCCUCUCUGGCUGGCACAGAUGGAAGGGGGAGGUGUGUGUAUGUGUGUGUGUGUUUCUAUCCUCUGUUUGAGUGUGUGUGAGCUGCUCCGCGCAGUGACAGCUCAGUCAGCGGUGGGACUCCUCGCUCAGCGCAUAAUGGAGAGAGUGAACUUCCACCACGAUGUGCUCUGACAGCGUGUGUGUCUGUGUGUGAGUGUAGUUUAAAAGUGUGUGUGAGUGUGUGUGUUUAGAUGUGUGUCAGGGGAGAAUACAUGUACUGGUUACAUGAUGGCUCUGAACCGAGUGUCUCAACUCUGCCACGAUAUCACCCGGCUGUGGCUGCAGCUGAAGAUGUUGACAGGUACAGUGUGUGUGUGUGUGUGUGUGCGUGUCUGUGUGUGUGGGAAGAGAAAGAAAGAGAGGAAAGCUGUUGGAAAAUGUGUGUGUUAGCUGCACAGAGACCAAUAGGAUGAUGGGAAAUGUGCAGGUGCUUCCUUAUGUUUGUUUGUGUGCAAAAGCAAACUGCAGCCAGGUUGUCCAGGUGUUCAAAUAGAGACAAAAGGCUUUAUGUGAGACCAGUUUUCCCUCCAUUUGGACAAAAUUGUUGCGUUGUUUUCUACUUGUACAGGUUGCAGUCUCUGUUAAGUUCUGUAGGAUGCAAGUAUGGAUCAGAAUGAAACUUGUAGUGGGUAAAAAUCCACUUUCUGCCUGAAGUAGUUCCAAAGAAAGGCUGUCAAAGUUGUACAUAUGCUCUAGAAAUUGGCUUGUUGAUGCAGAACAGAACAGAACAAAAUGGCAAGACAAAAUGUUAUGAAUGGAAUUAAAAAAUGUAUUGAUGCCGCCCCAGGCAAAAUUUUGCAGAUAUUUCCCACCACUUUUUGGAAAUUGGGGUCACAGCCAUGAAGUCCCACUUUGGUUUUCACUCUUGACUCGGUCUCAGUUGCUUGGAAUUGGACUUGAACCUACAAUACACUUGACUUAACAGUGACCUUCUAUUUUUUCCUGUCAGCUACAUUUUAAUCUCUCUGUAUAUUUACACAGGAUUUAAAAUGUUUGGAAUUGAAAAUAGAAAAAUCCACCUAGAUGCUGCAUCAUGUCCCUUGACUUGGCUAAAAGCACCACAAAACUUUGCUUUGAUAUGAAUUAGUACUGAUAUGAUGGGAACUGACAGCACAACUGCAGGAUAAUUUGUUCAUGUGACAUUUCCAGUCUUGAAAAGAAAUUGAUUCAGGGUUAAAAAUAGGGUGUGUAGUAAUAACACACAAGUAUCUGGUCGACAUUAAGGUGGAGGAAUAACAAAGAAGAAAUUAUUGUGUUCGAAAUGUCAAAAUAAGAGUCACAAAUGAUUAUCUUAUGAGUUUUUGUCUCCAUCUCUCAGGAGCUUUUGUUUUCUGUUGUGGGUCAUCCUCAGGGAACCAUGAAUCACUGUAAAAUUAUUGCAUUUUGGCCUCUUGUUCCCAAAGGCAUAUUGAAGGGGGGUAUUGCACUGUCAGGCAGAACUCUUGAAAUAACACUCAUAAUUGCACAUGCACAAACAUAAUGAAGCCAUUACUUGUGCGUAAUGAAAGCAGUUUACACGUCCCUGAAUGAAGGUUACUUUGAUUUCCUCUCAUUGCCCUGAGACGCUUUUCCUGCUGGAGGUGUUACCGUCCAUCAAACGCUUAUGUAACUCAAUCCAGGGCUGAGAUUUUUGUCCUGAGGUCCUGAGUGUGUGUCCAAGUGAUGCUAACGUGAGGUUUGUGCGCACUCGUUGCACUGUACACUGACAGCAUGUUAAUCACGCUGCUCCCAUUAACCCAGCGUUUCCUCUCUCGUCAGUUGGGACAAAACCCUUUUGAGAGUUUGAACGUCAACAUCUCCUCCCCCUCGGUCCUACUUUCUGCUGCGUGUCUGUGUGUGUGUGUGUGUGUGUGUGUGUGUUCACGUGCAUGUGUAGUGUGGUGGACUCUUUCUCUGUACUAAUCGCAAACGGCGUCGAUGGCGAUCUGGCUGUGUUUUCUUUGCCCUCUGCAGGUUCUCUCAGGUGUGUUUGCAAUGUGCAGAAAAGUGAUCCUCUGUCUUCCCCCAAGCAGAUGGAUGGUGAAAGUGCCAGCCGCUCCUUGUUUUGCUUUUUAUGCCAGAUCAAGAUUAGAGGCUGAAAAGUCUUGGCUAAGCUCUCAUAAUAAUCUUGGAUUUGGAAGUUUUUAUCCGGCCUUUAAAUCACCUGUUUGCACAGAUUUAGCAGCUGCUGUUGAUGUGUAAUUGUACCUUCGAGUCAAUAGUCUCCGUCCUAAACAAGAGGGCGGGAUCAAUAAGUCAAUGCAGCUGAAUUAGAUGAAGUGGAUCGGAUGAAUCUUUAAUCAUCCCUGUGGGAGGAUGGGAUGAUAGCAAGAGCAAAACACGACAAAUCAAACUAAUUGGCUUUUACAGGGAAGGAGGAACAUAUUCCUCAUGUAGCCACACUUGUCUAAAUGUAGUCUAGAUGACACUGACAAGCAUAAUUCUAAUAUUUAAGAAGUUUAAUAAAGUGUAGACAGGGUUGGACUCUUCUUGAAGGUGUCCUCAGACCCCCCCAGCAUAGAAACCUGAUCCCAAAAAACAGACACGGUUUGCAUCUGUGCGAAGAAGUAGGUCAUGAUCGAAAGGUCAAUAAUCCUCCGGAGAAAGUGAUCCUCCUCUUCUGGAUCUUAACUAUGAAAAUAAGUUCUGAUUAGAGAGAAUCAGAUCUCUAGUUACAUCAAAACUGCAAGUUAAUCUGAUUUUUCUUUCAUGUGACAUUUCACUUAUGCAGCGCACAAAUAGAGGAGAUUCAAUGACAGGGGGUUUUCCAGAAGAUAUGAGUCGCUUUGAUUGAGCUGAAGGGGAGGCACUCGAGAAGACAUGUCAGGAUAAUUUGUCAUAACUUUAUCUCCACUUUUUACUCAGCCUACUUAAAGUGAGAAUGUUGCACCUUUAUUCUGCUUUUAUGUCGUUCUAAAACAGUCAAAGGUAGAACAGAGGGGCAGUGAUUGCCACCUUAAAGCCUGCUGCUUCAGCACAGAAAAGGAAAAUAUGAUGUAUAAAGAAAAAGGUGGUAAAGAAGGAGAUAAAAACGUUAUUCUGAUCCAAAAACACCAGGUUAAAAGAGGUAUGAUCCCUCUUCCCCCUUUUUUCUAUCUGUCAACAGAAUUGCAUCUAGCUCUGCGGUUUGAAACAAGAAAGGUACUCUUGUUACACCAACAGAAACAGGAUGGUACCAUUUGGUUAUUUUGGCACCUUUUCCCAACUUUUGUUGUUGGAAAAGCAAGUAACUUGAUUACAAACUAAACCUGUCUGAACUGGACUGCUGUGAAAGAAGUAAAAAAAGAUUUUCCAGUUCUUUCACUCACUUUAGUCACCCUAAAAUUCCCAGGUAAUAGCAUAGACUGAGGAGAAGCAAGUUUUAAGUUACCAAAUAUUGAGUCUGAGGUAGAUGUGGCAGAUUCUUUCUAUCUAUUAUCCUGUAAACUCCCUGAAGUGAUCCAGUGACCUUUAAAGGGUAUUAAAGAAGAUAAGAGUUGCUUUCUUUGCAUGAUGACAUUGUGCAAAAGAGUAGGGUCAGGUUUUUCCUUCAACUGCACGUUUCUUUCAGGGCAAGUAAAAACACAGCCCUCCUCUUUCCUUCUCCUCUGUCUGUCAUUUUCUCCCUCCUCCCUGUCUGUCUUUCACAGUCAUUUUUGUUCUCCUUUGUUCUGCGCGGUGUAAUGAGAGGUAGUCAUAGCCAGAGGCAGCUAAAAACAGGCAUGCUGUUACUCUCAGCUGAGCUUUUACAGUCUGUUUUUACUCUAAUGGUGGACGGAGAGGAAGGGAGGAGGUCGAAGGAUUGAAGCCACAGGAUUGCAAGGACAUGCUUUGUAGUUUAGUGAGUGAAACCGCAGGUACAUCAACCACGUUCAGAGUAAAUUUCCAUAUAUUUUCAUGAGGCUGCAGGUCUGUGGAAGACUUGAGCAGGUGAUGGCUCAGUGCAGGAAGACCACUGUGUAAAAUCUGUGUAUUACUUUGUCUCUACUCGCUUGAAGCCCAUGUACUCUGGGAACCCGGCCUGAGCAUUCGCGUGUCUGUGUGUGUGUUGUGACGGCAGUGCAGACCGCAGACAGGGGGACAGUAGUGUGUUGUUACCCUGCUAUGAUGAUGCCACCAUCUAUUCAGUAGAUCAGGGCUCAGUGCCAGUGACAGGGUCAGGCCUGAAGUCAUUGCUCUGAUUCUUGAGCAUCGUAGAGUACGUCACUUUCAGCAUCUUAGUCUUACGAAGACGUACAGGCUGGAUGCAGCUUGCACUGCCUGAUACAGUUCAGCAUCACAACUAAAGAGCCAAAUCUAGAAAAUACAUGCCUGAUUAAAUGUAGCAUUUGGACGUUUAGCAAACUGUUAAAGCACACAAACCAUCGUCAUAUUAGAAAUCCGACGCUAUGACUCUCCACAAGUUGUCCUUCAGGUUGUUAUCUUUGUAAUAUUUGUCUUUUUUAUCAAAAAGCACUCUGUUUUCUGACACUUAAACAAUCAGCUGGUCGGCCAUGUUGGCGGUGAAUCUGACGUCGCAACAACACCAGAUCUGAUUGGUCAGAAGUAGACACACAGUAUGCGAAAAUUUAGAAAAAUCGACCGUGAUACGAAAAAAUAAAUGCCGCAAGAUGGCAGGACGGGAAAACAUCGCAGAUGUAAACGCUUGUAUUGACAGGAUACGGGGUCGAAAAAAACUAUCGACGUCCAAAAUAAUCGCACAAAAAAAAUGCUCCUGGUGUGUAAAGACCUUUACUCUCUGCCAGCCAUUUGGCAUUAGUCUGAUGUUUCUGGUGAGUCUCAGUUUUACUGUAAAUGGCAAUUCGAGAGACGAUCAUGUGCUGGGAUCAAAAGUGAAGCAACAUAUACAGUACUCCUUCAGGUGUGUCUGCAAUAUAAAUGCUGUCAUUUCUUGGCAUAUUACAUCUCCUAGAGGAGCGACCUUUCAACACUCUCUGGUAGGUCUCAGCUUUACUGUAAACAAUAAAUGACUUGAGGAAUAGUGAUAUAUUGAAAAAAUCUGAGUUGAUUGUACACCUUAAGGAAUGUCUGCAAGGUAAAUGCAAUCAUUUUAUGGUUCAUCACUUCAUCCAGAGUAGUUCCCAUUUAUCAGUUUUUUUUUGAGUCUCAGUUUCAUUGUAAAUAAGAAAGUAAACAGGUUUUGCUGUGGCUUGCUUUAGUGACCUGUAGAGACCAAAUGAUCAACCUUUUUCCAGAGGAACAAAGAUGCCGAAUCUUGUUUUUUAUUUUUGAAUGUUCAAUUGAAUCCACCGGUUUUCCUCCGAUUGCAACUGUAAAGCUUAAAAACCCAAACAAUAAGGAUGAAUCCACAUUCAAUCAGUGAUAUUAAUGUUUGUCUGUCUGCUGUCUCCUGAUCCACACCAAUUUAAGCUUUGGGCUUGGUGUGGGAACGACACACACAUACACAUUUACACACACAUUCCACUCCACUGUUGGCCGUGUGACCCAGUUGUUGUUGGGCAUGGUGUAUGUGUGUGUGUGCGCUCCAGCCCCGGUCCUGUGUUUGUGUGUGACAGAUGGGACUUCAGUAAACCCUGACUGUAAUGCCUGAUAAUAGAGCUCAGAUUCCCUCACACAAGUGCGCAUACAGACAGACAGACACACUCGUACAAACACACACACACACAGCUGCAGGGCGCAUGGUAAAUCCUUGCUUCUCCGCAUGUAUACACACACACACAACAACACGGACCAGGCCUCUGUUGGCAUUUGAUACCAACACAGCAACUCUCAACCCCCACAAAGAUACACUCUCACCACACAUCCACACACACAGACUCACACACACACAUCAUUUCUCCAACCCAGAGCCUCCAAGUCUACGUUCUUAGUCAGUCUUGUCCAUGUGUUACAUACCAAAGGGGCAGAUGGAGAGUUGGAGGUCCCAAUGACGCCUGAGGUCUGCACUUAUGUCUCUGUCGUCACCAAUAUCAAAGUCGUCUCGGCAGGUCUUGUUAUCAGGAAAAAGUGUGAGCAUUUUGAGUAUCACUAAUUUGGUGAUAACUGGGAUCAUUACGCUUCAUCAAGAUGUCUGUAGACUUCAUUUUGAACAGGCAAAGGCUGAUUGCAUAGGGUAAUUUUAGGGUGACCAUAUUCUGACUUCCCAAAAAGAAGACACGACUACGCGGGGGCGGAGUCACGGAGUCACGGAGUCACACUAAGUCAAUUUUAAGAGUUUUCAGGUCGGAUCAAGUGUCUUUUAUGUGUUUCUAACUCAGUAAGUCCACAUGACACAAACUCCAAACUUACGUACAAAACCGCAGACAUUCAAAGAAUUUUAUAAACUUCCUCGGACAAACCCCGACAGCCUGGACCCCCAAAAAGAGGACAUGUCCGGGUAAAAGAGGACGUAUGGUCACCCUAGUAUCUUCUUGAAAUUAAUGGCUGUGAAUUUGAAAACUUUUCAAAUGUUUGUUUUGGGCUGGGAGAUUAAUCACUUCUGAUGCAUCCUGGGAAGGAGGGAAAUCUUAAUGCUGAGAGGCUUUAGGGUCACAUUACCAAACUUUAAAGGGAUAUUCUGGCGUAAAAUUAAUUUAGGGUCAAACACACCGGGGUGACGCAGCUCAAGGAAGAAAAUUUAUGGUUAUUACUUCAUGGAAAUGCAAUCAGACAGAGACGCUAAGGCAGAAGAACUACCGCGUCUGCCGUGCAAAAAUGAUCAAUAUGGUGAUUAAUACUUCAAGGAAAUGAUAAAGAAAUGAUCAGAAAUGUUCUUCCUUGAGCUGCAGCCCCCCGCUGCAGUCAAUGGACUCGCCCAGAGAUCUUCAUACAAACAAACGUCUGCUGGAAGAGAGUAGGUGAGUUGUGUUUGGUCUCUUUACUUAAGAAAUCCGGCAAAGCUAAAAGGAUGUUUGGUGGCUAGUACUAUGGCUGGGACCCUACAUGUACUGUUGAUGAAGUUAGGUGCUGUUCUGAGCAUUAUUUGUGGCUAUAGAGUGGCGUUUUGUUUGAGCGCGUGGCUCUCUGUAUUGCUAUCGUGCGGUUGUUACUAAAGUUGGUAUAACUAGAGAAGCAAGCGGUCGGCAACAUUAAUCUCUCGACGGGGGUGUCUAACUCUGUGUUAGGGUGUGUUUGACCCUAACUUAAUUUUAGGCUGGAAUAUCCCUUUAAAUGGAUAUUUUAUCCAGAACAGAUUGUUUGCUGCACUUUUAUGCUGUUUUAAGAGGGAAAUUGUCGUUGUGAGGGACUGGAUGUUAUCACUGUUUUGCUCUCCGUACAGAUUUUUUCCUGCAUAUCCUCAAGCCUGCUGAUUGGUGUUUCAUCUCUUCAUAAUAACCAAUAAAGAGAAGCAUUCUGUCAUCAGCCUUUUCCACUCUCUCACCUGCUGUAUCACGUGUCUCUUUCCCUGUGUUUGUUCUCCUGCCAUGUUUUUGUUUGCAUAGUCCACAGUCAGGGUCGUGUGUGUGUUUGCGCUCACAUCAGACAGCUCUGCAGCUUCCUGUGGCUUUGACCUUUGACCUGCUGUCAACUCCGACAGACAUUAACCAGCGGAGAACAGCUGGCGGACAUCUUUGAUCUGACGGCGAGUGUGUUUAGCAGAGAAACCUGUGGGAACAUGACUGAACAGAGAAGAAGGUGUGUGUGACGGUGAUAGCUUUGAGUGUGUGUGAUGGACUGGAAACUUCGGAGAGGUAAUUGGUUCUCUGCUGCUCGGUCACCUCCGAGGUCAGACUGAAAGUGUGUGUUGUUUAACGAAAUUGAGUUUUUACAAAUUACACUGUAAGAGGUGUUAGGGUUAAUUGAAUCCAGACUCUUAGUCUGAACUGUCUGGGUGUGAAGAGUUGGCUGAGAGGGAUGAGUUAAUCAGCCUACAUGUUGCUACAAAAGACUGUUCUGCAGGUAUUCCAGGUAAUAUUCUGCGACUUUACUUCAUAUGAAGUCAAAACAAAAGCAGCUUUUUGACUCUAGCACACUGUCUUAUAAGUUGAGCUCAAAAUUUGGGGAUUUAAUGUUAUUUCUUUGUUUGUACAUGGCGUAAAAUGCCUGUGACACUCAUCAAAUUACUUAGAAAUGAAUAAGGUUGUUCAAAUUUUUGGAUCAUUUUCGCUAUCAAAAAGUAUCAAAGACGGAUCUAAAGUCAUGACUUUAAUCCAAAGCUGGUCUGAACAAAAGUGAGAGCAGCAGUGGUCGAGUUUCAUAGAGAAACAGUGAAAAGAGCGAGCGCUGCUGAUGAAAUGAAAAUGGUGAAACAGAGAAAAAAAGAGUUAUUUAUUCGUGCCAGUGAAGACUUUUUAUGACUUUGAGAUGCUCAAAUGUGUGUGUUCAGGUGUACUGCUGUGUCCAUGUUGUAGUACAGUGGUUCUCAAGUCCAGUCCACACCUGAUUCAAAUCAUCAGCUCGUUAUCAAGCUCUGUACUGGCUUACUAACGAGCUGAUCAUUUGAAUCAGGUGUGUUGGAGCAGGGAAACAUCCAGAACAUGCAGGACAGUGGGCCUCGAGGACUGGACUUCAGAACCACUGUUGUAGUAUACAGUAUUUAAGGCAGUUUUCUGUACAGUUAUAAAGUGAGGUACCGCUCUUGACCUCCAACAUCAGUGAAAACACACUCCCUGUAUCACAUAGCAGCAGGCCAACACAUUAAAUAUGUAGGCAUGUGCAAAGAAACCAUGUCCUCCAUUUCAUCCUACUGAGACAAGAGCACCUCUACACUGCUUUUUUUCCGACUGCCUCAUCCCCUCCUCCUCCUCCUCUUCACUAUCUUUUCACCUCUCUAAAUCCAGGGCUUAUUCUCCUGCAUUCAGCCGGGGGCACUUGAGAGUGGGAAAGUUGGAGCUGGAGUGAUUUAGUCUGUUUUUAUUAGUGGCAGAGUUCAUCACAUAAUUAAAUCCUGCAAAAUAAAAAGCCUUUUUUUUAAACAAUGAUUUUUUUUUAAUGAAAGAGGACAUAAUUAAGGGAAACUUUACCUUAAAGCAAAUUAAUCUGUUGAGUUUAAACAUAAAGAAACUGUGUAGAAUAGUCGUGAAAUAUUACUUUUAAUGGUAUAGAUCUUUAGGGUUAGGGUGAUGGUUAUGUGUCCGCUUGCCCCCUAGCUAAGCCCCUUAAAAAAGGAUGAAUGAAAUGUUAAAGGGGUUUGGGGGAAGGGUACAAAAAGGCGGAGGGACAUUCUUUCUGGGCCCCCCAUAAUCACUAUUUGUGUUUAGCUUGCAUUGCCCCACUUCCAGUGCAACUGUGUGUGUGUGUCCAUGUAUUUGUGUGUGUGUGUGUGGUGGGUAAAGGGGUUCACUUGCAGCCGAGCCGCUGUAGUUUGAUUUCAUUCACUCAUUGGACUGAAGACAAAGCAAGCAGUUUUAGAGUUUCAGUGAAAAGCAGCUCGACGCCUGAAUGUCUGAUAUGUUCGAGCGUUUCACCUCUAGAAGGAGACAGGGCGUAUUUUAACCUCGCUUUAUUUUCUUCAUUCUUACAGGGAUUAACACAUUUUAAAUAAAAACCAUGACAGAUAUUUUGCAGAAACCUGUAACACUGAUGUAAGCAUUACACCGAGUUAUUUAAAACUGUUGCUGCUUCUGUUAUGAAGUGGUGAUAAAUCAAAUCAUGUGACUCCUUCAGAUUUCUGUCACUUCAUUAAGUUUUGUUUGAGAUUUCUUGAUCCAAAUUAAACUGUUUCCUAAAAUAAAUAUGCUUCACAAUCAAGGAACAUAGGCUGAUGCAGAAAUGCUCAAAAUUGCAGUUCCCCAAGUGCCCACUAGAGGCUGUCUGCAGAAGCACCAGUAGCCACAUACACACACAUUCUAAAAGGCCAAUGUUUGAAGUGAAAACAAACAUGUUUCUGGUCUUGCACAAAAAAUGAUUUUUGAAUAAAAUUGCUUGUUUUUCUCCGGCAAACUCUGCACAGAGAGUGAAAUCGAAGCACAGCUAGCUUGACUGACAGGUGGGCAGCUAGUAGCUGUUAGCAAGGAGGGUUAAGGCCCACCUGAACUCCACCUCUGUGUGUCUUGCCUGGUAGUUCGAUAGUUGGGUUGAGUAAGCAUUUUUAUACAGUCUAUGAGCAGUUAACUCAUUUUGCUAAGGGGUCUGACGGCUAAGAGAAAUGCUGAAAAACUUCUAGAUCAUACUGCAUACACCUAUUGCACCGCAUUGUAUUUUACAGUUUUGGUCUAACUUUCAUCAACACUUCUCCUGCCAGUUCUCUCAGCUAACCAGGGACCCCCUGUGGCAAAUACACUUAUUUUUGCAAGUGCUUCAUACAACCCCUCUCCAUAAAAACAGCUUUAAUUCAGGAUACAAAAUUAGCUGCUUUUCGACUUAAAUAGAGUUGUUUAAUCACAAAAUUUCUUUUUAUCAGUAAGAACCCCAGUGUGUGUUUGUGCCAAACUGCUCCUCCACCUGAAUGACUGUCAUAACACAGUGUGGAACAAAUGAAACUCAAACUCUGUUUUUUUUUCCUGUCUUCCUGGAAAAAAAUAUCAUUUUUUGUCGCGCUAACAUGCACAGAUGCUGCCAAAGCCACUUUAAAAAUCUCCAGGUUGGUGCUACAAUUUGUUUAAAUGGGGAUUUUAGAAAGCUGUUCAAUUUGUAGGAAAUGUACCUUAAAAUCUGGUCAUCACAGUCAUCUUAUUUUGAUAUUUAUUUUGGAUCAUAAUCAAAUAUCUCAGUCACACACUCUUUCUCUCUCUCUCUCUCUCUCUCUCUCUCUCACACACACACACACACUCGGUACAGUAGAGUCCGAGUGUGUUGCACAUGUCUGGCUGUGUUCCAGACUUGGGUUUAGCCGGGCUUACUGCCUGACACACUGAACCAACAGCUGCCCGGAUAACACGCUAAAACACACACAUCCUCCACUCCCAUCACUGCCUGCUGUAGUAGAAGCUGAUUAUAGUGCAGUUGCUGUUUUUGGGUAAAUUACAGGCUGGCUCUGAGCUCUGGGCUCAGUUUAAGUCUAUUAAAGUGGACUUGCAUUAGUGCCAAGAAAACCAUCUCUGCGAGGAGUAUCCUGCUAAACUGUUCCACAUACUCUCUCAGGGCUUUUCCUUCCCUUCUUUGUGCCUUUUUUUUACCAUCAUUAAACUUCCUUUGAGGAGUGAUUUCAAAAGUGUUUAUGAGUCAUUUUACGUCCUAAAUAUGUCGGAAAAGUGAGGCCCAGGCUGUACGUUUAGGAAGUGUAGGUAUUCCCAUGUUAGUGUCCGUGUAGAGAAGCUGUACAGCUCCUGAGUCACUGCUCUGUCAUCUCUUUAUAAUCCUCUAAUAUCUGUCCGCUGCCUCACUGGCUUUAUUACUCUGUAAAUGUUUGUGUACCGCUGCUGCAGACUCACUAAAGAUUCCUGUCUGACCACAGCUACAUGUAGUUAGUGUUCCUUAAUGAUCCUACUCAGACCCAUAACAUCCUGUAAACAGCUGCCUGAACACACACACACACACACACACACACACACACACACACACACAUACACACAUAUACAGAGACCUGCAGCAUGUGCUUUGAGUCACUGUCUAGCCGAUGGUAUGCUUAAUACACACUGUAAAGCAUUAGAGAGGAUAUGAGCUCUUAAUCUGUCAGGUUUCAUCGUAUGGAGACGUUCGUUGUCUUCAAAGGUUACAGCUCUGUAUGACCAAUGAAGGACAUAACCAGCAUAUAGUGUGUCUGUGUGAAGAUCUGUCUUAUAAAAUAUGAUGAAGAAUGCUUGUUGUAUGAUCCUCUGCAAUGGCAUCUGUGUAUUUUAAUGUGGUUAUGCUACUGUGACAUGACCAGUUUUGCACACAAUUGCAUACUGUUACUGUUGUUUACAAAAUUAUAAAACUGUUUUUAUUAGCUAAUGAACUUUCAUGCAUAGCGACGCCCAUUCUUCCACAAGAUUUAACUAUAAGUAAAAUAUGUUUGUAGAUGUUAAUGAGACUUGAACUGUACGCCAAGAGCAGCCACGUUUUACUUUCUGUACAUACUUAAAAAGCCAAGGCAGAGAGAGUAUCAGCAAAGACCCCAAGCUCUGUUUUGGGAGCUCCUUGCCUUUUUUUUGUGUCUGAAAUGCCAAAGCCUGAGGCAGGCAGAACACACCCACCUUCUGCUCGAUGUACAUACUUAAAAAGCCAAUGCAGAGAGAGCAUCAGCAAAGACUCCAAGGCUCUCUUCAGGUAUAUCCUGUGUGGGUGUCUGAAAUGCCAAAGUCUGAGGCAGGCAGAACACACCCACCUUCUGCUCGAUGUACAUACUUAAAAAGCCAAUGCAGAGAGAGCAUCAGCAAGCUCUGUUUUGGGAGCUCCUUGCCCUUUUUAUGUGUCUGAAAUGCGAAAGCCUAAGACAGACAGAAUAUCCCCACCCACCUUCUGCUUCAUGUAUCUGCAUUUAUGAGAAGCCAAGGCAGAGAGAGCAUCAGCAAAGACCUCAAGAUCUAUUUUGGGAGAUCCUUGCACUUUUUAUGUGUCUGAAAUGCCAAAGCCCACAAAUGCAGAACACACCCACCUUCUGCUCCAUGUACAAACUUAAAAAGCCAAGGCAGAGAGAGCAUCAGCAAAGACCUCAAGCUCUGUUUUGGGAGCUCCUUGCCUUGAGAGGUGAAUCACCAAUUUUCUGUUACAUCUACAUACAGUAUAUAAAAAGCAAAGGCAGGAAAAGCAACAGAAAAGCCCCCCAGGUUCUGUUCUUGGACCUUCCUCAUGCUGAUGUGGAUUUCCAAAAUCUGGAGUGGGCAGAGCACACCCAUCUUCAGUUACAAGUCUUUGCUCAUUUUAUUUCAUGUAGGGUAUAGCAUCUAAUAAUAAGUUGGAUUUAAUAGAAAUAAAUCAGGAUUGCAAUCUCUAAUCUCCCCCCAAACUUGGAGCCUCUCAGUCAGCCAGUCAAGCUGCUCUCGUCAGGAGGAUUUUGGUCCCUGGCUUCUCUCUAAAACAUGAACAGUUUGCUUGCUUUGCACUUCGACGGUAAUUAAUUCUUCUAAACCAGUUCCAGCUCAGCCAUACUGCUCUGAAACCUCGUCAUGCUCCCCUCACACCGGCCUCAGCGCCAAACUCUCUCUAUAUGCACAAACACACACAGCGACACUCAAUAAGUGACAUAAAAACGCAGCGAUUCACACAUGCACACAUGGUCAUUACAAUGAUCUGUUACUGCCUUGUGUUUGGCAUACAUGGGUCACACAUGGAGAUGAAAUGAGGAGAGGGAGAAUGUUUUCUCUCUGUCUCUACAUGUCUGGGAAGGCGAAAUGCGAUUAUUGUAAUCCAGAUUGACAGAGAUGAGAGGAAAUCCAAAUGCUGUUUACUUCAUCCUGUUAGUUUGGUUCCCUCACUUUCUCCUUGCCUUCCUUACAUAUAGUAUUCAUUAGUUUCAUUACACGGUAUAUUCAAGAUACAUAACUUUACUGUUCUUGUAGCUUACUUCAGCGGACAGCAAUAAAACAGGUCACAGUGGAUGUAUUACCUUUUUGGGCAAAUGCACAUUUACUUAAAGUCCUUCAUUUUGCAGCUGUUAGGCUUAGAUUGUUUAUAUAAGUUGCUAAAAUCAUCACAGAGAUUAAUCUUAAAAAGUAAAAUGCUCUUUUAUGAAAUAGGAAUAGCUGUCACAUCAUUCUCUUUAAUGCCACCAAACCCCAUUUAAAAAAGCGGUGUUUUUACCUUGUGAGAAAAAGGGCGCUGCAGACUUACUUCUUCUGCUCGAUAGAUUAUUAUUUUGGGAUGUUGCAAAAGUUUUGCAGCCUCACAAGAUUGUUUUGGGUCUGUAAAUUACUUAUAAAUAAAAAUAAUUCUCUGUUUAGGAAGGAAAAAGCGGAGACUGCCAUGAUUUGCAGGGUAAAAAAAUGCUGUUUUGCUCAAUAAUAAUAAUGCAUCAGAUUUCAUAUAGCGCUUUAUCAGAGACCCUCAAAGCGCUUUACAUUGGAUACAUCAUUCAUUCGCUCACACAGUCACACUUUGGUGGUGGUGGAAACGUGGCUGCCAUUCUGCACCUAUGGCCUCUCCGACCACCACCACACAACACUCACAAUCAUACACCAGUGGAGGACACACACUGGGAGCAAGGUGGGUUAAGUGUCUUGCCCAAGGACACAACGGACAGACUUGGAUUAGGGGGGAAUCGAACCGCCAACCUUACGGUUAUUGGACGACCGCUCUACCUCCUGAGCUACUGCCGCAUUGCAUUGCUGCCUGCAAUGAAGUUAAGAAAACAAAAAAAUCUGUUUCCAAAAUGACAUGUCUGCAAUAUUUUUAUUAACUGUUAAAAAAUUAAUCUUCAGCAUGUUGGUGGCAUAAACAAGACCUUUGCAGAUGUUUUGAUGGGAGCAUUUGCCCUUGAAUAAUAACAUUGCAGCUGUUAUGGCCUGUCCUGCUCCUCUGACUGAAGUCAUCCUAAAACUUAUCAUUUUGACCCCAAAAAUACGAAUAUAAGCCGUUUAUACUCCGACUUGAUCAAAUUUAUGUGAUAUGACCCUGGUAGGAUUACAUGUAUUUGUAAUAAAAAGGUCAGCUGUUGCUUGUAAAAACCAAAAAUGGGUCACACUUGAUUCUUGGCUCUGAGUCAGCCUCAACGCCCCUCACAGCCUGGUUCUUCUGCUUCAUCUUUGUCUUGUCUCUCUGGUAGUCUGAUCCCGUCUGAGCUCUGUGACGGUUACCCGACCGCUCUGAAAGCUAAAUAAACAACAAAUUAACAUUUUUAUUUAGUUCAGUGUAGACCGUUUGGCUUUGAGAGUUUAUCACAGUCACCAGCUUUGCAGGGUGAUAAUAAGGAGUAAUGAUGUGAUUUCUGUGUAUGGAGGCAUGAAAAUCUGAUAAUUCUGAUUGUUUUGUUUCCUCAGAUGACAUCGUGCACAGGGAGGACACUCCUCUGUUUGCUGCAGAGAUUGGCUCAGAGCUCCAGAAACAGUUUGCAAUCCUGCCAGGUGGGUCUGAUUUCUCUCCCCUGAUGUACACUCACACUGGGCAUGUGGGUCGAUCCAUAAACAAGUAGUUGGCAGGUCCAAAUAUAGCUCAAUGUUUCCUCGAGUUGUAUAAAGAAAGAGUGACAGAGCCUUCAAAAGAAGUCACAAAAUCUGUCAAAUGUGGCUAAAGCUAGUAGAGCUAGCACCACCAUCUUUAGGCCCUAUUUGCAGGUUUAUAUCUUCAUGCCCGUGCCAGUUACUUGGCUAGUAAUGGCUGCAGCUGAAACACAGCAUAUGACCUUUAUUUUAGGCCUACAGAGAUAAAAAAUAUUUGUUUAACUGACUGGUAAUUCUGGUCCCAACUAAUGAGGGUGAUUGUUUAGUCAGACAAACACACAUCCUAAUGGCAUGACUCUAUUUAACACUUAAAUUUAACAACCUUCUCUUAUUGACUUUUUUUAAACCGUAAAUGUUUUCACUAUAAUCCCAACCACAAAGAAGUUUGUUUAUCUGCUGCUUUUUAUACCACAUAGUCCUCCAAAACACAAACUCACAAGAACUCUAAGAUAUUUCAGUCUGGAGUCUUGAUCAUUAUUAUGUAAACCCAGGUGAAAAGAUGAGGCCACACAGGCUGCGCUGUGCUACAACACACUCCUGGAGCCUUGUGUUAGGUUGCAACGAUGAUAGCGCCUGCUGAGUGUGUAAAUAAUUCACCACUGUGACGAUUCGCUCCGCAAUUUGACCCACCGAAGAAAGACAAGGCCACAUUUGUGUGUGUGUGUGAGGCCCUUUUGAUCCUUUUUCAUGGCUGAAGGCAUACUGAGGGAUGGAUCUCAUCAAAUAUAUUUGAGUGUAUCAUAUUAACACCGUCACAGCAAUUUUCUUAUAAUGUGUUGCGCUUAAAAUUAAAGGCUCCUAUGAAAAUUUUUAAGUCUGUGUUGAUUUUGGCGCCCCCUAUGGACAUAUCACUUUGCUGAUCUUGUUUAAAACAUGCUUGAGCACAAAAAAAAAUCUCUCCCUUUGUCAUUUAUUGUGAAUAUUUUGUGUGAAAAUUGCAAAAAUAGGGCUGUUUCUUCAAUCUUUGGUUGACACCUUUACCUUCUCACACCAGUUUUAGGCAUUAAAAAUAAAAUGUACAAAUAGUCAACCUUGUCGUUGAUGGUCUUGUUUGAUUUUGUAUGCCCUGAAAAGACAACAUUAUGAAUUUCAGUCUAAAUAUAAAUUAUUGAUUAUAUUUUGUGUAUUAAUUGGAAAAAAGAGACAAAUUUGAUUAAGUUUAUAUUACACAAAUCUUCCUUUUGAGUUACAUAUGUUUUAAAUUAAGACAUUUUAAAAGUUUAAAAGGAAAGAAGGAUGAUAUCUGCUGUAUGUAAAUCCUUUUGUGACAAUAUUUAAUAAUCUUUUUAGCCUUUAGUUCUAAGAAUCUAAGAAAUUUAUGUAAAGGAUUUUAUGUGUAUUGUCUGCUUUCAUAUAAAAAUAUAGAAAUGUAAGAUAAAAACCACCAACCAACAAUUUUACCUUAACUUUUUUGUCCCUUUAAUCUCUUUGUGUCUCCAGGUGGCCGCGGGAUAAACGGCAGCCCCGUCAUGGUCUUCCCAGAAUUCCCAGCUUUCAGCGAGCUGGAGGAGGAAGAGGUCCAGAGCGUCCUCGGCUACCUCACUAGUGUCCCCAGGUUGGCAUCACAAACGCACACACUCUAACCAACACACAAAAACGUCCCUCCUUUUCUGUUCUCAAACAAAAACAGUGUGAAAGUAAUGUGUGCAGUACUGCAUACAGUCACCAGAUGGAAGCAUAACACCAAAACCCAGCAAAAUGCCACAUAAAAAAUAUAUUGAAGAAGGAAUAAAAUAUGCUAAAUGAUGUAUAAAUGAUUAAAAUUGUAAGGACAAACAGGAGUAUGAUGUUUUAUGGAAGUGCAGUAUUGCAUGGAGCCAGCAGAUGCCAGCAAAACUCUGAAGCUCUGCAAAAAGAGGCUUACAAAAACAGAAUUUGAGAAGAAUAAAGGGUUAGAGAUUGACAUAAAUGGUCAAAAUGAAAUAAAAAUUAAAAUAUAAUACCUAAAGGCUCUCCUUUUUAAAUAUUACCAUCUUGAUCUAAAUGUACACAUCUUUUGGACCAGACUGCAAGCAUUUUCAAAAUAAACUACCUCAACAACCGUUACCUUGAAGGAGUGGCUUUGGCUAUAGCUCUGGAUUAAAAUAACACAGUUUGUUUUGUUAUUUAAAUUCAGAUUAUCUCUCUCUCUCUACACAUCUUUUUUGUUCUCUCCCCUCCUCCUCUUGAUUUCUCCUCCCUCUCACCUCCCCUUCCUGCACACACAGAUAAUUAAGGGGAGGAGAGAGGAUGAAGAUGCGUCUGUAUUUCUUAAUAUGUUCUUGUAUGUGUGUGUCAUGGCUGCCUUUUUCCUUUUUUUUUUUUUCCUUUGGCUCAUCACCUUUCAUACUCCCCCCUCUUCUGUAUAGAGUCCCCUCCCUUUCCCCCCCUACCACCGGCUACAUGCACCCAGCUGCCUAUCCGCUACUCUCUGAGCUCUGACUGGCUGCCUGGGAACAGCAAGAUGCAGGGCUUGCCCCUGAUUGGCUGAGGGCGGAGAAGCAGGUGGUGCAGCAGGAGAGGAGGGAGGAAAGGAGGAGAGGAGGAGGAGGGAGAUGCUCUUUAAGGAUGAGAUCGGUCACCUCUCUUGUCUGCAAGCCGCAAACAGAUGAUUAUGAUGCAGGAAAUGGACACUGACAACAGCAGAAUAAGGAAUAUUUAAGGUGGAAUUGAUCUUUUCUGGAAGAUAGCAGCAGGAUUUUAAGGAUUUUUGUUGUUUUUUUGUCCUGGACUUGCUCAAAAUCAACCGGCUCCAUUUGUGUGGUUGAAUAUUUUGUCCGGUAAAGGAUGGAUUGAGGAUUUGCAGUCGCAGCGUUCACUGGGUAGUGUGACUUAUCUUAAAUAUUUAUGUGUUUUGAUGGAAAUUCCCUGCAUUUUGCUCCAUUUGCAUGCCGGCUCGGGUUGUUUCAGUGUGUGUUUUUGUCUUUUUUGCCUGCGUCUUUGGGUGUCAGUUUGUUCUGCAGGACACUUGCUGCAAUUACUGCAUUCACACACACACACACACACAUACUGCUGACACACAAACAUUAGCUUAAUGAGGCUGCUACAUAUGGUCCUGCCUGUGGAAUGGAUGGCAAAAUAUUCACACACCACACACAUUAAUGCAGAGCCAAGGUUGCCAUGGUAAUCACAAGGGUCUCUCUAAUCAUCACUGAUGACAAAUGAUGACAUAAACACAAAAUCUUUACCAAUGUGAAAGUCUUUUUUUUUCUUAUUUUAAUCACUUUUACCUACAAAGGGAAUUUGACCCACUAAACUGAAAUUAUGACAUUUCCAUUGAUUUGUGCUAAUCUAAGUGACCGGUAAGGGUCUUCUAUUGGUCUGAAAAUGAUUGUUUUUAAUGCAUUUCUUACACACUGAACCACAUCUAACACUGCACAGGUAGUCCUGGGCAGAUGAUACCAAACAUAAGGGGUCUACAUGCAUCUUAUUUAAGGGUUAUAUGUGCUUCAUUUGAUAGUUUAAUAACAAAAAUCUAAGCGGGUGUAAUGGUUAUCUAUGCAGGAGGGAAGACAUUGGGGCAAGUUUUGUUUAUUACCGCCGCCAAGGAGGUUAUGUUUUCGGUAGCGUUGGUUUGUUUGUUUGUUUGUUUGUUUGUAACUUUACGGAGAAAGUAACAGACAGAUUGACCUGAAAUUUUCACCAGAGGUGCGUCUCAGCCCCAGGAGGAUCCCAUUACAUUUUGGUGGUGAUCCGGAUCGCCAUCUGGAUCCAGGAAUUUUUUGAAGGAUUCUUUAUCAUUGUGAGAUAGGGCAAAUUUUGGAAUUUUUGCAUUUUACUCUAUAAAAAUGUCCAGAGUCUUUAGUAAAAAAUUACACAAAAGGAUCUCAAUGAGUUUUAUGAGGUGUCAAAGGUUGAUCCUGAUCCAGACAAAAUUCUGGAUACUGUGAUCAAGAACACACAAAAAUAAGGGUGUCGUUGGAAUUUUCAAUGCUGAAAGAUAACCAAUGGGCGGCACAGUGGUGUAGAUGGGCGGUACAGUGGUGUAGUGGUUAGCACUGUUGCCUCACAGCAGGAAGGUCCUGGGUUUGAAUCCGGGUCAGGGCGUUUCUUGUUUUAGGAACAUUAUGAACAGUGAACAUACCAGUUAAAACACGAAUAAAAGUUAAUAAAAGACACGUAACAGUGAAAGUUUUGGUGUGAAUCACAAUAUAAGGGGGGACAUGAGCUGCUUGGUGAAAAGAGGUGAAGAACAUGGCUGAAAAGUAUUAAGUGAAGUAUCUUGUGUCAUCCUACCAAGACACAGCUAACUACAGUUGAAUUUCGCAAGAGUAAGCUAUAUGGAACUAGUUUAUUUUUACAGUAGUUGAUAUUAAAGCACCUUAAAAAAUGUGAUAGAGACUUUAUAAAGAUAGAAGAGUAGGGGGAGGUAUAGCUUACAGAUCUGGUGGGGACCAGUCUGAACAAGCAGGCUUUCCACCCUGGCUAUUUUUUUUUCCAUCAUCCGUCUAACAUUUUGUGUCUGUAUUAUUUUUCUUUUCUCCUUUUCUGUAACACAAAAUGGAAAAGUAGGGGGAGGUAGAGCGUACAGUCUAACCUAAUGGGAGUGAGCCUUGACUCAACCAGUUAUCUCGCCCUGGUUCUGUCUGCUCAGUCCUCUUUCUAGCAUUUUUUUUUACAUACAUACUGUUCCUAUUUUCUUUCCUCACUUUCCAUUAAAGCUGUGACAUAAGGGAAGGUAGAGCGUACACCUUAAUCUUUGCUUUUUCUUUAUGACCCCGCUUGAUGCCAACUUGAUAUCCUUGGUGAUUUCUUGAUUUCCAUCUAUAUCCAUCUUUCCUCAUAUUUUGGGGACAUCAGGGGCCAUAUGAUAUGUUUGCAAAUGAAUUGGCAUGAUGGGUUUCCAUAACUCAUGUUAAUUUGAAAUAUAAGUAAAUGUUGCUCACAUCCUUGCAGUCCUGAAGUUAUCUUUGUAGCUGUGUCAGAUGUUUUUUAAGUGCCAUCGAACAGCUUAUAAGAAAAAACAGGACCCUCCAACACUGUAUCUACUUAUCCUUUUAGAUCCUCAGACACCCUGGAGUUCAUUCAGGGGCCCUCGGGUGAUGCUGGAGCAAAGCAUACUUAUGAAAAUACUCCAUGAAGUUCACUUUACUUCACAGAAAAUCAGUUACCCCCAUGAUAACACUGUGUUUCUCUUCUGCAGCGUUGCAGCCUCAGGAGAGGGUUUCAUCCUGGUCAUCGACAGACGACUGGACCGAUGGGCUGCCGUCAGGGCUACCCUGCUCCGAAUCGCUGUAAGACCUGAUGUAAUUAUAUACAUAUGCGUGUGUGGGUAACCAUACAGGAAGAGUCCCUACAGAAAUAGAUGUUUUCAUCAGCGAUUGUGAGGCUCAUUUUAAAGCGACUAAACACCAUUGACAAAAACAGCCAUUUUACUCUACUCAAACUCUGUGCUUAAAAGUUCACUGUCGCCUUAAUCAGUCAGUUUGUUUGUGUUUUCUUGCAACUUUGGCAUUUCAAAUGGUCAGUUCAGCUCAAGCACAAUAUGUACAUAUCAAAUAACAACUCAAAAAUACCCAACAGCUGGUACCAGAUGUUUUUUCCUCUGGAAGGUUAAAUUUACUUUUAUCCUGUGAAGUCUGGUGGGUUUUAAAAGAGGGAUACAAUGGCUGUUGCUGUUUCAAAAUAAGCAUCUUUUUCUGCAGGGAUCCUUUUUGACAGACACUUGAGAUGAAAAUCUGAGCUUGUCACGGACAAAAACAAGAACAUUUAGUGGCUAAACUUUGCAAGGGUGUAAUUGCAGGGAAGGAUUAUGCUGCAGGAAUACAGUCGAACAAAAGAUGCAAACAACAGGAGCAUUUGCAGAACGUUUCUUACCUCAUUUUGAUCUCAGAGCGUGUUGAAGGUUUACAAACAUCAGAAUUUGCUUUUUAAUUUUUAUGAAUUAUUGCAAUAUAAGUAGAAAUGUGAUGGUAAAAAAAUUGUAUAAAUUUCUAUAUGAUUCUAGUCUAAGUCCUGCAGAGAAAAAGUAGCACACAACCACAUAAAAAAAUCUGAAAGUGCAAAAAAAAAGGGCGAUUAAGCUACCAAGAUGCUUUUUUUUUUGUCCUGUUUUUGUAUUUCUCUUUCUCCAACAACCACACAAUACCUGUUUUGGUGUGUGAGGAUUACUCUACAUGUGUUAAACACAGUUCUGUGGGUGUAGCUGCUGCUGUCAGCUGUGUGUGAAUAUAUAAUUUGGAUUGUCACCACUUGGAGUAAUGACUGUUUUUGCGUUUGGCGUUUUCUAACUCGUUGAACCUGUAUAUUAUGCUCAUGUGCUCUGGUUUUGUCAGGGUUUAUAGUCGUCAGCUGAGUGUGGGACCAAGAAUUAGGUGACUGUGUCUUGAAGCAAGGCGAGAGGGGAGUUAUAAAUACCGUCUCAUGCAGGAGUGGGUGGCAGAGUCUCACAGCCCGUGUGCGCCGAGAUGCCGUCAUGUUGGGGAGAGGAAAUCCAAACGAGAGCGAGUCUAAUUCUGUAAUUGUGUUUUGUAUCUGUGUGCCAUUACCCUACUAGCCUACUUCUUCAAUAGUGUUCGAUUUUUACUCCACACUUAGAUGUUCAACUGAAGAAGAAGAAGAAGCACAAAGUGAAGGUGGAGAGAGAGGGGGAAUUAAAAAGGCAAUGGAAGGAAAUAUAAAAUAGAAGAGAGGCAGAGCAGAGUGGGAGUUUACAUCAGACAGAAUCUCAAAGUGUGUGAUCACUGCUCUCUGAGGCCUAAAUAUGACAGAAAUAGGAAAAAUGGAAAAAGAGUAGGUUUGGUUUCUUGUCUGCUGCCUUUGAUAUACAUUUCAGUUUCGAGAGAGAUGCUUUUUCCAUCCAAUAUUCCAAAAGUGAAAGAGAAACUCAGUCAGCUGAAGGUAGAUAGUAUUAUGUAGGGGGUCUGAUCGGCUUCAAGGUGUCGAUUAAUGUCUCAUACCAGCAUCUUUUGUGUAUUUUCAUCCAAAUCACUCCUUUUCAAAGUUAUUCUGACAUAUUUAGUCUAUUAAUUUUGAUUGUUUUUAACUUUCCUGUAGCUGAAAAAUGGACUAUUGUGGUCAUUUCUAACAUAAGUCAGUAACUUUUUUUAAUUGUAAAAUUCAUGGACAAUAUUAUAAUAUCUUAUAUUAUGGACAAUAUAAGACUGCCCCUAGUGACUGGCUACAGUACAGGUCUUCCACAUAACGGUAUCUUACCUCAGCAUAUCCUAGUUGACAAGGUUUUUGCAUUAAUUUGCAAAAAUCAUCAAAAACACAGCGUCUUUGGAGGAUCUGCAGCCUCUCAGUUGCUAAUUUUGUGAUCCAUGCAGUGAUCUGAUUGGACAGGGCCAUGAUGCUAUGAUAAUGAGAAGCUGCCUGAUUGGCUGCCUGAAUGUUGAUGCAGCCUGAUGCACAUGAAGUAGAGGUAGAAAAACACCAAAACAAAAAUGGUGAGUGCUCCAGGAGAACAUACAGUAUGCUAGUUUCCACUACACAUAUUACCCAAAAUCUAUCCAUAAACAGGAAGUGGCAACUGUUGAAGCUUUGUAGCCAAGGUUACGACAGCAUGGUCUCUGAGUGGUUUGUUUGAAUUUGACAAUUUGACAGGUAUAAAUAUGUUAAAAUAAAUGUGAGGCCUUUUAAGACCAUUGCCUAUAUUUUAACCCAUCAAGCAUGGGUCAAACUUUCAAAAAAGUUUUGCACUUCUUGGAUUGUCAAACUCUGUGUAUGAGCCAUUUUAUCUCUAUUAUUUUUGGGGUUUUGUUUUGUUACUCCCACAAUCACCACAAGGGGCGUUUCAGGUGAACUGGCAGGUAAAUGCUACAAAGGGACACAGGUGAAGUAGUGAUCUGGGGAACGGGAAGAGCACAUGGUUUUUACCGCUAAUCUCUGACACCACUCUCACCCUCAUCACGCACAUCACCAUCACAGUAAAUUGGACGUAUCUGUCUUUUUUUGUUUGUUUUCCAAUUAAUCAAUAAAUGGCAAAAAGAUAACUCAACAACAUCCUUGGAUUGGACGUUGGAUUGUACUAGAAGCAUGUCAAAAACGCCUCACUCCCGCACUCAGAUGGUGACUAAAAAUCAGGUCAGCGUAGUUGCUACACUUUGAAUUACAGAUUUACAGACGUUUAAAAAUAAAUUUUCGUUUCUCUCACAUACGUUGUUUGUUAUCAAUGUUAAUUUUUCUAAAAAGUUUAUUUUCAAUUAGUAAUUUAAUGCUUAGGGGUCCCCUGCAGAGCUCGUUCCAUAAUUUUAUAGAGGAGAGGAGGAGGAAUUGAGAAAAAUGUAACAAGCAUGAUAUUUGACCUGUUUGCUAAUUAAUAUUAAUAUAUUGCUAUUAAUAGAAAAUGAAAGUACUGAAAACAUCUCUGACUCUGUGAUAUAGUUUUUAAACAGUAUGAAUGGAGUAAAACAAUUGGAAAAGGGAGACAGACAUUUUAACAAAGAAGGAAAGCUGAAAAUGAACGACUAUUGUUUUUACUCUGACCUUUCAAAGUGCGGUAGAAGAAUAAAAAACAGAGACUGAUUCCAGGGAACAAAGAAAUACAAAAGCCGAGCAGAAAAAGAGGUAAAGGAUAAAAAAAGGGUGAAAGGGGGGAUGGCAUGUCCUGCUGAGAAGCUCCUGCUACCAUGCUGUGACACUCCCACCUUCCUCUCCACUCGAUGGGGUUUCCACUGAGUAUGAAAAGGUAUCAGACUCAUUAUGCCCGACUGUAGCUGUAUCAUAAUUAUUUUUUACCCUUUCUGAGUUUUAUUUUUGGCAUGGUAAGCAAGGCGAAAGAGCAAGCUGCAAGAAACUGUCCACCUGAGACUAAAAACAGAUGUUUCAGGAAAGUCUGAGGCUUAUUUUUUAUCAUAUCAAAACUUCAACAUAAACUAGAGCAUGAAUGAUUCACUGGUUUCAUGUCUGAGGAGCAGAGAGCAUGAAUUCAGAGUCCGCGUUGAAAGCAUUAAAACUUCACCUGAAGGCGUGAGGAGCAAAUGUUGGGAGCAGCGUCUCUCCUUCACUCCCUCCAGGUUUAUGUUUUAUGGUUCAUGUCCUUUUUUUGUACACUGGCCAAUCGUACGCAGGUUUACUGGAGACUGAAGGUCGUUCGUCUCCCCCUGAGAUGCUCGCCACAUCAAGGCCGUUCAAGGUCGCCUUCUGCCAUUAGCUGAUUCCACGGGAAAAAAAAGGGGAGUGGGCAGUAUUGUCAUGUAAAGAAGAGAUUAGAGUGCAGCACGUGUACCGAAGCUCUCACACUCUCUAUACACAGAUGGUGCUGACCGGCACAUUCAGUCACAUGUACUGUAAUGAAAUAUAAACAGGCAUAAAAAUGAGAGGAGACUUGACCUCUUGUUGACUGUCCUUACAAAAACGUGCUGCAUGAAAAUAAUAACAGGCUUUUUAAGCAGCUCAAUGUUAAAUACCACAAAAUGAGUCGAAGUUAAGCUCAUUUUGAAUUUGAUACCAGCAACGUGUUUCACAAAACUGGGAAAGGGGCAUGUUUGCCAUUGUGUUGCAUCACUCUGUAAAUGACCAGUUUCAGGAGAUUUGAAAGUGAUUCCUGCCUGACAGUUUCAAUAAGUGUCAAGUUGGGACUUAAGACAGGCCAGUUUAUCAGCAGGACUCUUUUACUACAGAGCCAUGCUGUUGUAAUCCCUGCAGAAUGUCGUUUGUCGUUGCUGAAAUAUGAAAAAGUCUUUGUCUGGAUGGCAGCAGAUGUUGCUCCUAAACCUGUAGAUAUUGUUCAGCAUUAAUGGAGCCUUCACAGAUGUGGAAGACACCCAUGACAUGGACUCUGAUGAUCCCCAGACCAUCAGGGAUGCUGGAUUUGAGCUGUGUUUAUAACAAACCAGAUGGUCACUCUUUUCUUUAGCAUAAACAUGGCAUAGCAUGAUGAAUUCCAAAAAGUUCUAAUCUGGAUUCACCAGACAGUUUCCCAUCAUGAUCCUAGAUCAUGUUUUCCUUCCUAGGUGCUUCAGUUUUAACCUCCAUUUUUGGUGUUUAGCUGUUGUCACAGACGGUGGUUUCUGGAAGAAAUUUGGAGCCCAUGCAGAGAUUCCCAUCACAGAGUCAUGUAUGUUUUUAAGGCAGUGCUACCUGAGAGCCUGAAUAUCACAGCCAUUUAUCUAUUUUCAGUCUGGUUCCUUUUGUCCUGAGAUUUUUUCCUCUCUUUUAGGGCUGCACCUAACGAUUAUUUUCCUAUUGAUUAAUCUAUCGACUAAUUUAUUGAUUAUUCUAACGAUUAUUUAUUAACCAAUUAAUAUAACAAUGAAUUUAACCAAAAUAGCAAGUAAAAACUUGUUCUAUUCCUAUCAAUAUUUAAUUCAAUGAUUUAGUCAAGAAUCUCUUGAAAUCAAACAAAACAAAACAUUUAAAGGUUAUGAAAUCUGGGAGAUUUGUGCAGCGCGCGUCGGGCAGUUUUGGGGUUCCCUUGUAUGGUGGAUAUAAGCUAAAUAUGAGAGUAAUUGUAAUUGCUCAUCCAUUAUGUUUAAUAGGUCGUAACUGAAAAUUUCCAGACCUAUUAAACAUAAUUCCCGAAAAGUAAAGUACAAAAUCUGGACAGUAUUAUGAAGAACAGGAGUUAGUAAAACAGCACAAAGCACAAAAUUUUACAUUACCUUUAACCAAUUUCAGUAACCAAUUUCAUGAAAAAUGAAUGGCCGUCUAUGGGCGAUGCUAAGUGGCUCAACCACACGCUAACACCGGAAGUGAGCAGAAUGCUAACUUCCGGGUACUGUGAAAAAGGUCUAUUAUUUCUCUUCCACUUAAUCUCCAAUAUGUAGUCUAAAAUCUUUGUCAAGUUUCACUGUAUUGAACAGACAAUUUUAGUGAAGGCAGGGUGAAACCACUUGCUGUAACGCUGAGACUCCUCCACCUCUGUUGCCGCCUGUUUUUAUGAUUGAAGGUGAUAAAUAUGCAGCCGUUCAUGCAUACAGCGACAUCGCUGCAGGGUAAACACACAGGCAGCUUUGCAAAAUAACUGCUAAACAGCACAAACACUUCACUUGUGAGUAUCUUUGUCAUAAAUGGGACACCUUUUAUUUCCAAAAGCAGAAGCAGAUCUAUAUUCAGAGGCGUUUUUGAAGGUGGUGUUUUAAUAUCAAACUCCCAGGGGACCCACGUGGACGACAUUAAAGGACACGAUGGAGCGGUUUCUCCUCCCUGUAAGAAUAUAAAUCACUCUGGUCAACAGAAAACCACAUUAUAAUCCUUAUCAUUUAUUUAUGUGGGUCUUUUUAUCUCUCCGAAGUGUGUGUGUGUGCACGUGUAAGUGUGUGUCCAGGGGUGUGUAUGCGCAUUAGCAUGUCAUCUGUCAGGGGGAUGCACUGAGCAGAUUGUGUAUUGUCAUGUUAAUGUGGAGGUACAAAUUAAACCAGGACCUCUCAGGGUUUAUUGAAUUUAAUGGGCUCUAAUCACGGAUACAUUGCUCAGCCUGAUGUAUUUUUAAUUAUUCUACGGUUUAAAUGCAGCUUUUGUUUGAUUUUAUACAUACCAAGAGUUUUAUUUCAGGUUUUUCUGUCAGGAAAAAAUGCCGGAAAAGCUACAUUUUUGGCUCUUUUCCAUCAGGAGAAUGUGCAUAAAUGUGUGUGUGUGUGUGUGUGUAUAAGCGCCACAAAUACACAACUGAAGGACAUGAGUAGACCUGCAAAGUGACCUGACAACACCUUAAGAAAAUACCUGUUUCCGUUUGCCAUCUUUAAUUCCUCUCUCUCUCUCUCUCUCUCUGUGUAUCAUUCCUCUCACCAGCAUGACGUUAUGCUCUCUCUCUCCAUGCAUUUUUUUCCGAGGAGACUGGUUUCCAUGGCGACGCAGUGCAGGCAUUUCAUGACCAUGAUGUAUGUGUGUGUGUGUGUGUGCAGGUCUCCUUGUAGAUUGAAUUAAAGCCAUGUACUGAGUUUGGACUGAUUCAAUCAUUCUCUGCUGUAUCCUGGUUUUUUUUUUUAAAGGGGUGUUGUGAUAUUUUUUUAUUUUUGGCCCUGUGAUGAAAAUAAUGAUACAGAUGUUUUCUCUCAUUUUAAAUGAAAUAAACAUUUUACAUAUUUAAACAGCCAACAGACGUUAUCUAAGGUAAAUGUCAGAGGGGAGACAGGGAGCUGCUGUUACACCUUUUAAUGCUGUUUAAAAAUCUCUUAAAUUUGGUUGUAAGUCAGUGUUGGUGCAAGAUUUGGUAGUGAUGGUGUUGGAUUGGCAUUUUGAGAUAUGUAUAAGAGAUGAUGUCUGCACUGGGGGUUGGGGUUUGGCAUUGAAGCUGGCUUUGGGGUUGGCGUUGUUGCCAGGAUUGGUGUUGCAGUUAAGAUCGGUAUGAGUGGGGGGUGUUAAGGUUGAGGGUUGAGGUUGAUGUUGGUGAAGGGUUUUGAUUGGAUUGGCGUUUUUUUCAGGUUGGUGUUAUUGUGAGCCAUUUGGUUUGCAUGGUAAUAAAGUUGCUGAUUUUGUUCGUGUUUGCACUUGGUGUUUAACCGGGGUUGGUGUUGGAGUUCUCGUUGAAAUUGGUGGUGGGAUUGGCGUCAGGGCUCGCUUUGAGAAAAUUCAACCUUUUUUCUAAGCAACACCACGAUUGGACUGUAUCACAUGAGACCACUGGAAAUAUUAACCUCAAUAUCAACACAUUUUUGAUCAAUGUUGUUAAAUUUUUAAUAAAAACCUGUUUUGGGUGUUAUCUUGUGUCGGUUAAAUGCUAAACUGCUCUUGUCUAAUGGUUGCUGAUUCGCCUCAAAAAUCCACUUUGAUUUUGAAAUACAGCUCUGGACUUUCACAGAUCAUUGUCUUCCAAUUGCUGAUUAAUUUGGAGGUAGUUUUUAUUAUUAUUGGUUGUAUUACACUCUAGCUCACUAGACUUUCCCCCUUGAAAAGAUCUGGAAAAGAUGACUCCAUGCCCUAGCCAAGCACCAGGAGAGAAUGGUUUCCGUGUGGAUAUGGUGCAUUGUAAGCACAUCUCAACAGACAUAAUUGAUAUAAACAUUUUAUAAAUUGUAAAUUUAGCAGACAAAUAUUUAGUUUUUCAUUUAAUUGGUAGAUAUUCCAAAGAAAAGCUGGAUAUUUUUAACGUUUUUCAGUCUUACAGACUUUAUUUAUAGCAACACUAAAGAUUUCAUGAGCUUGUCACACAUCUCUGAGCAUGCCUCUGGUCCUUGAAUGUGUGUGCGCCCUUGUGUCUGUGUGUGUUCAUGUCAGCCUGCAUCGAUUUAUGAUGCCUAACAGGGUGGAGCAAUCCACUCUGGGUUUUAGAGGAAGCAGUAACCAAUAAAGCCUUUCAGCUGAGUGGCCUCCUGGGCUGGUGUCUGUGUAACAGGCAAUCCUACGCUUUAACCUGUCAGUGUGUGUGUGUGUGUGUGUGUAGGUAUGGAGACAAAAACUGUGUUUACUCCCAACAGUCAUGGGCUAAUUUACCUUGCAGCCACGGCUGUAAAGAGGCAGACACAACAAGGGAGCCACUGUGAAGAAAUGUGUCAAUUUAGUGGAUAUUAAAUCCGGGAAAAACUCUGGUCAUGGUCGGUUCAGGGUUGCAGCAGUGGGAUGGAUGUUGAGCAAGUCUUUAUAGCUCUGCAGAGGGAAGGACAAUAUCAAAUGGCAUUUUUUAUUUUGAUGGGUAAAACAAUGACUAACCUGUGCAGCAACAAGCCGCAGCAGAAAGAAAAACAAGUUAUAGAAAUAAACAGAGGCUAGGAACAGGGCGAUGUGGAGUGCAGCUCACGGAAACCUACACACCAAAAUGUGACUUUAAACUGGAGUGGAAAAUUGCCACUCUGAGAAAUUAGCUCAAAACAGCAGUUAAAACGAUACUACUGUGAUGGGGGGAAUCCCUAUCCCUAAUAAUUCUACGAAAAAACAGAUAUACAAUUUCAUCGCCUUACCACGUGAAUGCCAAAAUAGAUUUCCUGACAAAGCAUCCAGCAAACGCGAGUCUGUCCCCAAACUGUGCCAUCGCACAUCCCUGAUUGGUCCGGCGACGCGGCCUAUUAACCAAUCAGCAGCUGGUCCCCGUACAGUCACACAGAGAGGUUUCCUGACACAGAAACUAGCGAACGUGAGUGUCCGUCCCUGAAGCUGUGCCAUCGCGCAUCCCUGAUUGGUCCGGCGACGCGGCCCACUAACCAAUCAGCAGCUGGUCCCCGUACAGUCAACAUCCUCUAAUACGUACGCAGACACCAACUAAAUGAUGUAAACGGGUAAACACAUGUAGUAUACAGCCAAGGCGACUUAAAACUAGAGUGGAAAAAUGUCACUCUGUAAAAUUAGCUCUAAAGUUAAAACAAAAAGCAGUUAAAACAAAAUGACGGUGAUGUGGGGAAUUUCCUAUCCCUUACAAUUCCACAAAAAAAGACAUACGACUUACUCGCCUCACCGCGCGAAUGGCAUCGCAGAUUUCCUGACAAAGAAUUCAGCAAAAGCUAGUGUCUGUACCCAGAGCUGUGCCAUCGCGCAUCCCUGAUUGGUCCUGCGGACUCGGCCGAUUGACCAAUCAGCAGCUGGUCACCGUACAGUCAACAUCUUCUCACAGUCACACACAGACGCUACGAAACAAGAUUUAUGGGCGACAUUUGUUGUACACGGCCAAAGUAAGGCUUUUUUACACAGCCACAUGUAAACCGGAACAAAUAAUUUGAUUAAUCACAAUCAAGUAACAUCAAAAUCAUUCAUCUGUGGCAGUAACAGCACCAUUUAGGCACCAUCGUUGUUUUGCGCUCUCUGACUCCUUUCUUCAAUGGAAAAAAUGCCGACAGUGUCUUAUGUGGUACAGACAAAUAAAUAAGUUCUAACAUUGUUCACCCCUUUUUGUCCUUGUCUUUCUCUCAGGGUUCAUUUCCAGGGAACUUACACUUGGUUCUGGUGUUGCGUCCCAAUACUUUGUUCCAGCGGACUCUGUCAGACUUCUUGUUCAAGUUCAACAAGGAUGAGUUCAAAAUGAAGGUCUGAAUUAUUAUUAUUAUCACUAUCGCUUUAUUUAAGGUCGGUUUAUAUUUGUGAAGAUGCAAGAAAUUUUGAAAGUUCACUAAAAUGGUUUUGUAGACUUGUCAUUUCAUUGUGUUUAUCUUUUCUCCAGGUGGUGAUGCUGAGUUCGGUGACUGAGCUCCAUGCUUAUAUCGACCCUGGACAACUGACCACAGAGCUGGGAGGCACGCAGGAAUACUGCCAUGAGAGCUGGAUCUCACAUCGCACCGUACGCACACUCCUUUUUCUGCUUUUUUGUAAAUUUUGAAAUAUGAAAAACUUGACUCCAGUGCAUUGUGUGCAAGCGUUUCUGCAAGUUAACCAUCUUUGCCAUAGUUUUUUUUUAUAUGUAAAUGUACCUGAAUUGACCUCUACAGGCCAUCGAAGCCUUUGCCCUCAUGGUGAAGACCACGGCUCAGACCCUGCAGGCGUUUGGCACUGAGCUCGCAGAGACAGAAUUACCAAAUGAUGCUGAAGCCACCACCAGCCUGCUGCAAACACACUCGCUGAAAAAGGACACAAUGAAGGUCAGAUUGCUGUUAGAGCUAUUAUUGAAUGUUUUCCUUCAUAGAUAUUUGAUGAAAAGUAAGUAUGAAUUCUGUAUUGGGGUUUGUUCAAUUUCCAGGAGGACCUACAGGUGGCGUUGUCUCAAGGAGGACGCCUGUUGGAGUGCAUAAACGAACCUCUGCAGACAGACCCGGAUUACAGCAUGACCUACGAUGAACUGGAGAACUUGGCUACUGUACAGAGGUAGAGGGAGGUUCAUGUGAAUAUGUGCAUGAACUGAAUGGAUCUUAAAUUGAUUAUUGAAAAGUAAAUCAUUAUUUUUCUCCUCCCUUUUUUUUUUUUAUUCCUAUUAGACUCAUGGGUCAGCUGGACGAAACAGAAACGGCGUUUGACGACUUCUGGGAGCGUCACCGCACCAAGCUGGAGCAGUGUUUACAACUGCGCCAUUUUGAGCAGCACUUCCGUGAAGUGAGUAGAUCUGAUUUAUGAGAAGGGUGCUAGUUCAGGCAGGUUGCAGUUUGCCUUAAUGGGCAAAUGUCAACAUGAGCUUUCUAUUUAUACCGCAUUGAAACCUCACAGUUCAAAAUUUGUAUCUCCAGGUGCGCAGCCAGCUUGAUGCGACAUCAGAAAGGUUGUCCGGCUUUUCCGAGGUUAGCGUUAACCCCGCCCACGCCGAGCAUGUCCUCCGAGAGCUCAGCGGCCACGAGAGCAAAGCUUGUGUAAGUUCAACACGCUCACAUACUAAACACAGACUCAUCAGUUUCACUUGUUAUGUGUCCUUGAAUCCAUAUGGUUGAUUAUAUAAUCAAUGUCGCACCCUUUACCACCCCCCACUCUUAGAGAAAGGAUGUGACAGAGAGAAAAUAAGGUUCCUAUGAAACAGAAAGGUUUUAUUCACUAAUAAGUGUGGGAAAUAAAAGGUAAAAACAGGAAGGAGGUCAGACUCUUGCCCUCUUUUCAUGUAUUUCAUGACAUAAAGUACAAACAUCUCCUCCAUGUUGCCACAGGACAUUUUGGACCACGCUCUGUCCUUGGCCAGUGAAGGCGACCGGCUGAUAGAAAACUCCCACUACGCCGAGGACUCCAUCAGGCCAAAGUGCAGCGAGCUGAGAGUAGUGUGCGACGAGAUCAGCUCCACGCUGAGGAGCAAGAAGAACCUCCUCCUCAGAGCCAUGGAGCUCCACCACUCUCUGGAGAAGGUACAACCCCAACGAGGGAGAGAAAGAAGGAAACUUCGCCUUAUUUGACCGACAUUUAACCUCGAUUUUCUUUAAUUUUGUUCUUCUCCUAGGCUUCUCGGUGGUGUGAGGAGGGAAUCUUCCUCUUGGCGAGCCAGCCGGUGGAUCGCUGUCAGUCUCAGGAUGGAGCUGAAGCUGCUCUGCAGGAGCUGGAGAGAUAUUUGGACACAGCUUCUCUGCACACGCUCGCAGACCGCAGCGCCAUCUGCUGCCAGUUUGAGGGGGUGUUGACCAUUCAGCUCAGGGUCAGUAUCCAGAGGCUGAUUAUCUCACGAUACAAAAAAGGCUUGUUUAAAAUUUUACAAACACGAUUUCUGCUUCUUUAAAUUAAGAAUUGUAGAUCCCUGUUUUAACUUCCUUUUUGUCCAUUUUUUCUCCAUCAGGACUUUGUGGAGCGAGUUUUCCAGAAGCAAACCUCGGUCCAGGAGAUGUUCGAGAAGAGACGUGUCAGUCUGAAGAAACUCGCCGCCAAACAAACCAGACCGGUGCAGCCGGUAGCACCCAGACCUGAAGUCAAGUCUCCUCUCUCCUCUCCCAGUACGCCUGGAUUAAUGAAUGAGCAGAUUUAAUAUAACAGAGCAGUUUCAUGAAUAGUCAGGGUGCUAAUCAUCGUCUUUUCUCCAUUUAUUUCAGAUCAACAGAGGAAGGAGAGGAGGUACUCUGCAGAUAACGUCAUCUGCAAAAAGGUAGAAAUAAACUCCUCUGGUUUUUCUUCUUUUUUUGGUAUCCAGAUGCUUAAAGAUGGAUUCUGUUUGCAGGCGGAGUCUCCUGUACACAAUGGCGGCACCAGACAUGCGUCUCUCUCAGAGGAAGAGGAAAACCUGGCAGUACUCAGACGGUAAGGCGGCAAAGAUCAACCUUAUAGAUACGAACAAAAUAUAGGACUUUUCAGCGCCUACAUUUUUCUUUUCUUAUCUGGAUUUGAUGUUACAGUUACUUAAUUAACUGUAAUUAUUUAUAAAUUAUGAUUUUUUUCUUCAGCCAUGUGAUGAACGAGCUGCUGGAGACGGAGAGAGCGUACGUGGAGGAGCUGUUGUGUGUGCUGGAGGUGAGCGUUCGUCACAUCAUCUUAAGUAUAUCCCUCAAUUUCAAGUGUCUAAACUUGGUCACAUGGUCUUGAACAACAGAGAAAUUUCAAGUGUUGCACAUCUUUUUGAUCUAAUGUAUAAAAUUUUCCACUCCAGGGUUAUGCAGCAGAGAUGGAUAACCCCACCAUGGCUCACCUCAUCCCCAACACGCUGCUCAGCAAGAAGGACGUGCUGUUUGGAAACAUGUCUGAAAUCUACCAGUUUCAUAAAAGGUACUUUUCUCACACACUCGUGAUGAAGGCAGGAUUUAUUUAAUCAGAAUUCUUAUAUUUUUUCACAACUAUGGGCAGCUCUAUUUAUCUGUGGAGUCCUGGACGAUGUCUCCCGUCCUCUACAUGAAUCUGUAAGAGCUCUAGAAAGCUCCUUCAGUGACCAGCUUUGUCACCCGCGAUGCAUCACAGAGCGGCAUCGCAGGUCUUUCCUCCCCGCUGCUAUCAGACUCUAUAACCAGGCCCUCUCCUAGCAGACCGACACCCCCAACAACAAUAAAAGUGCAAAACUACAACCCUAAUUAUUUAUUAAUCAUGUGCAAUAUCAGUAUCAUCAUCACAUCCAUACCUGUUAUUUUGUUGGCACUGAUCUUUCUUUCUCUUUUAUAUUUUUCUCAUGCUUGUCUUUAAUACUGUUCUUCAACUGCACUGCUCUUUCCUUUUUUUUUACCGUAGUUCUUAUUUGUUUUUUGUACCCGUUAUUAAUGUGUAUGUUGUGUGUACCGCUGUUAAUGACUUAAUUUCCCCACUGAGGGAUGAAUAAAGGAAAUCUAAUCAUACAUAAAAACAAAGAAGAUAAGUAUAGAUAAGUAUCGAACUUUACUUUUUGCCUUUAUUAUACAGUCAAAAAAAGAGAGACAGGAAAACUUUGUUUACUUCCUUCACACCUCUCACUGAGCCCAGCUCCACCUGGUGUCCAGUAUCAAAACUACAAAAUAUACACAGAAAUAUUUGACAUUGUGUAUCUUACAAUUACAGAAUCAACCAUAAAAGCCAAAAAGUUUAAGUUUAAAAAAAAAAGAAAUGAUUGAAUAUUGUUUGUGUGUUGUUGUUGUUGUUUUCUGCAGAACCUUCCUAAAGGAACUGGAGGCGUACACUGACUGCCCCGAGCUUGUGGGUCGCUGCUUUUUAGAGAGGGUGAGUCCUGACUUCAUCUGCCCCUCUCCUCACUCCAGUCUGGACCUAAUUCUCCCAAAGAGUUGAUUAAUAUUAGUGUUGAAUUUAGCUUUUUUUUGCAACAAAACAAACCUCAACAGACUUUUCUUUGAAACCAGCUUGUAACGUGUUUUGUUGUGUCUGCAGAUGAAGGACCUGCAGAUCUACGAGGCGUACUGUCAGAACAAACCUCGCUCUGAGAGCCUGUGGAGACAAUGCUCCGACUGUGCCUUCUUCCAGGUUCUACUUUCACUUCCUAAUGUCACUUUUUUUCCCCCUUAAAUAAUCUUCAAAGAUUAUUAACCUUUAACUUCUUCCAUCUAUUUGUGUGUUUGUGACUCAGGAGUGCCAGAAGAAGCUGGAACAUAAACUUGGUUUGGACUCCUACCUCCUCAAACCCGUCCAGAGAAUCACCAAGUACCAGCUUCUGCUGAAGGUCAGACAAGCUCAUUAAAAAAUUUACUCUGCGAGUCUUUGUGUUUAUUUUACACCCACAAUCAUGCUCUGCUUGUUGUUGUGUGUUACUGCAGGAGCUGUUGAAGUACAGUAAGGGCUGUGAUGGGUGUGACGACCUGCAGGAAGCACUCACCUCCAUCCUCGGGAUCCUUAAAGCAGUCAACGACUCCAUGCACCUCAUCGCCAUCACAGGAUACGAGGUCAGCGGAGUGAAUGCGCAGAUUGGUUUCUCAGCAAAGACCACAAACACUCAUCUGUCUUUCCACUCUCGCAGGGCAACCUGUCAGAGCUGGGUCGCCUCCUGAUGCAAGGCUCGUUCAGCGUGUGGACGGAGCAUAAAAAAGGUCACGCUAAAGUCAAGGACCUGGCCCGCUUCAAGCCCAUGCAGAGGCACCUGUUCCUGCACGAGAAGGCCCUGCUCUUCUGCAAGAGGAGGGAGGAGAACGGAGAGGGCUACGAGAAAGCUCCGUCCUACAGCUUCAAACACUCGCUCAGUGUAAGCUCAUACUGAAAUUACUCCUCUUUGAUUCUUAUAUAACUCCUUUUAAAGGCAGGUACAUGAAGAUAACCGUGAAAAUAUUUAUCCUUUUCUCAGAUGAGUGCUGUGGGCAUCACGGAGAACGCCAAAGGAGACAACAAGAAAUUUGAGAUUUGGUGCAAUUCGAGGGAUGAAGUUUUUAUCGUGCAGGUAACGUCUGGCAUCCUGCAUGCUCUCUCAAACCGCAGCUGGAAGAGAUCAUACAUGACAGCUGCAUGACUUUGUUUUUGAACCAUUUCUUAGGCCCCGAAUCCAGAAAUCAAAACAUCAUGGGUGAACGAGAUCCGCAAAGUUCUGACCCAGCAGCUGCAAGCCUGCAGAGGUAAAACUGAUUCACAAACUCUGCAUCGUCUUCUCAUGGCUUACCUGUGGCUAAAUGUCUUUAUUUUUCUUGUGCAUUUUUAAGAGGCAAGCCAGCAGAAGAGCUCAGACCCUGUUUCCCCGAGUCAAACCAGCAACAACACCACCAUCUCCCUCAGGUUGGUAAUCGGGGUUGUGAGUAUUUUGCACCAAGAUGUGAGAAAUCUUUAUUUAUUGAAAUGUUUUCUUCUUCUUCUCUGUUUUAGUCCAUUUCGUAGCAACGGUCAGAAAAACCAGAAGAAGCAGGAGGAGAAGAAGGUGGAGCCGAGCACAAUAUCUGAGGUCAACUCUUCACCCAAAUACAAAGGUGGGUGUUUGAAUCAGGACGUGCAGAAAAUCGAUCGGGAAACUCUGGCUGAAAAUGCUCAAAAAUGUCCUCUUUUCUUCAUCACCUUCAUCUCCACCGCUCCUCUGUCUCUCCUUGUUAUCGCGCUCUCUCUGUACGCAUUUCAAACCAUCGUUUCCAGAUGAACCAGUGACCAGUCCGACCACUGACAGGUCCUCAGUGGCUAAAAAGCGUUUUACUUUGCAGGGCUUCAGCAAUCUCAAGAGUCCUAAAGGUAACACGAAGGAGGUCCAACAAAGUUUGAGUCAAUUCUCAGGACACUUUCUUUUUGAAGAAUUGGAGAGUCUGUUUUAGAACCUAACCCAGUGGAUAAUUGUCUGCUUCAGACAGUCUGCCCUUUAGUGGUGGAAGUCUGGCAUUGCACUUAUAUUUAGCAGAUAAACCUCAAAUAUUUACUGACCACUUUUCCAUUGAAGUAAUAAUUCUAAAUAGAGUUAGAUCAGGUCAAUUUUUUGAGUUAUUUAGAAAUAUCUACAAAAACCCAAUUCCAUUGAAGUUGGGAAAUUGUGAUAAAUGUAAAUAAAAACAGAAUGCAAUGAUUUGAAAGUCCUUUUCAACCUAUAUUCAAUUGAAUGCACUACUAAGACAAGAUAUUUAACGUUCAAACUCAUAAACUUUAUUUUUAACAACACUCAAUAAACGUUUGUGAACUGAGGAGACUAAUUGUUGAAGCUUUGAAGGUGGAAUUCUUUCCCAUUCUUGCUGGAUGUACAGCUUCAGUUGUUCAACAGUCCGGGGUCUCCGUUGUCGUAUUUUAUACUUCACACAUUUUCAAUGGGAGACAGGUCUGGACUGCAGACAGGCCAGUCGAGUACCCGCACUCUUUUACUACGAAGCCACGCUGUUGUAACACGUGCAGAAUGUGGCUCGGCAUUGUCUUGCUAAAAUAAACAGGGGCGUCCAUGAAAAAGACGUUGCUUGGAUGGCAGCAUAUGUUGCUCCAAAACCUGUAUGUACCUUUCAGCAUUAAUGUUGCCUUCACAGAUGUGUUAGUUACCCAUGCCUUGGGUACUAAUGCACCCCCAUAUCAUCACAGAUGCUGGCUUUUGAAAUUUGCGUCAAUAACAGUCCGGUUGGUUCUUUUCCUCUUUGGCCCGGAGGACACAACGUCCACUAUUUCCAAAAACAAUUUGAAAUGUGGACUCGUCAGACCACGGAACAGAACAGAACCACAAAAAUUCAAGAGUUUGAACAUUAAAUAUCUUGUCUUUGUAGUGUAUUCAAUUGAAUAUAGGUUGAGAAGGAUUUGCAAAUCAUUGUAUUCUGUUUUUAUUUACGUUUAUCACAAUUUCCCAACUUUAAUGGAGUUGGGUUUUGUAUCUUCUCUGACUGAUUCCAACACUUUAAAGUUCUGCUUUUCUUGCCCUUUCUUCCUCACUUCUCUUCUUUCUUUCUCUUUACUACUUUCUCUCCCCGUGGUCGACCAGGCUCCGCCCUGAGCCCCGAGCACGGCUCCAAACGCCACUUGGUAAAGAGUGACCCCACCCCGUUUGGGUUCAAAGGUACACUGUCACCUUGUUAUAUGGGCCGUCUUAUCAUGGAGGCUGUCCAUCAUGUUUUCCAUGCAUCACCACCCAAGUGAACCUCAGUCCCGUGUCAUUUCAUGUCUGUCUGACAUAAAGGGAGAAAAGUGGAUAUGCCAUCACUUCACAUUCACCAUGACAGUUGGCUUUCACAGACUAUCUUAACAGAAAACAUCUUUAAUCUAGCUUUAUUUUCUUGGUGUUGAAUUUGUAGAGUCUAGAGCAGAUCCAGGAGAAUCUGCAUCAGUUUUAAUCAGAAUCAGACUGACAAAAUGCUUUUCAGGUCAUUUUCCUUUCAUACAGAUACUCUGUGAAAGAUACUCUUCACUUUUCAACAACCAACAUGUGUGCUAACUACAUUUUUCACAGGUCAUUACCAUCAUAAACAUUAUACAUGUAGACGCCUCAUUACGUGCAGGAGCGUAAUCCAGUGUCGCCGCCAUAUUGGAUGGGUCUCCCCACUCCAGGCUCAAUGGAGAACGAGCAACUAUGCACGUUUUUUUGCACUCUAUGGUUGAAAAACCCGACGCAGUAUUGAAACCAGAUCAUGUAGGAUUAGAUUUCACAAAUAGGAUUGUAAAAUAGUUUGUUUUAUUUUUAAUGUGUGACAUUGUCCUGUAUUAUUGCUACAUCCCUGCCGUUAUAACAAACCAAACAGUGUGAAAAUCGGGCAGAGAUUCGGAGAGUUAUCGAUAUGGUUGGGUAUUCCUGACCCAUCCAAGAUGGCCGCCGCACUGAUACGAGAGCGCCAAUUGGCAGCGUCAGGCUUUGAGGCGUCUACGUAUAUUAUGUCUAUGAUUACCAUCGCCAUCGUUCCUGAAGUUUAUUGUUGAUCUUGUUUAUUUUUAAGGACAGGUUUUGAGAAAGCUUGUCCAGAAGCUCCCUUGAUGAAACCCAGAGAGCUAAAUCUUCUCCUUUAACUCUCAGCAGAAGAGAAAUAAACAUCAUGUUCCUGAAUGUAAAAUGACACAGAGUGAGAACAGGGUUAGGGAAACCUCUAUAAUCUGACUACCUGACCCGGCUGAACUCCUGUCUGACUGUUUUGCUGGCUGUUUCUCCCCACCCAGAGCUGGCCCUUCAUGCUAAUCUGAGCAAAGUGAAAUGGAUGAGUACCUCUAGUCUGUUACAGAACAAGCGGCGAGGUACAGAGCCGCUCUGAGGAGGAGCCAUGUUUGCUGUGGUUUGUGGUGGUCAUGAGUGAAUUUUUUAUAGAGGUAACCUGUAGUUUAAAGUCAGCCUCCAUUCUUGGUGUUAAGGCAUGUUGUUUUUCUGGAGGUAUUUUCCUUAAAUCAGUCACUCUCUCUCUUCCCCUGAUUGUUGCUGUUUGGUGUGGAGAAUUAUGAACACACAGAGUGGAAACUUUUUUUUUUCCUGAGUGGUAAUCUAAACAGAUCAUGUUGAUUCAGAUCUGGGUGUGUUUUACCGGGAUCUGUCUAAUCUCUGCAUUGUUUUUUUCCUGGGAUUUUGGAUUGUUUUGGUUUGACUUCUAUGUGUAAAAAUGUGUUUUUAAACCACAGACUGUUGAUAAGAUCUGGAUGUAGACACCAGUCAGUCUGUGGACUACUUUUUUGAAGCCUGGACUUUUAGAUUUUAGCCACUUGCAUCUUCUGACCAAAUUUGAGGAAAGUUAUGGAGCUGUAGGGGGACAAUACUAGAGCUAGUAUAAGUGAAUUGCCGCUUUUUCCUCAUAAAAUAUACUCUAAAACUCUUUUGCAUCCCCUACUUUACGUUCUGUUUUCUCUAAAUGAGACUAUCCCUCACAAAAUUUGAAUCCUAUUAUUUUGAAAAAGACUUUAAGCUAAAUGUUGACACUGUAAACUCAUUAGGAAAAUGUUCAGAAAGGAAGUAAGAAGCACUUAUGCUAAGUCCACUUCUCCAACCAUUUCUUAAAUACAGUCUGUGGUUUACAUGCGUUGAUUCGCCAAUAAUCUGCUUUAAAGAAAAACAUGUUGUGGUUUUUUGUACUCUCCCUGCAAGAUUUCAUGUGUUACUGCAUCUUUCUUUCCAUGUGGGAUUAAGCUCCACACGCAUACUAGCACCUAAAAUAUCAUCUCAGUCCUUUGAUAUUGAUAAAUGCAUCUUUUCUUGCCUAAUUUUACAUCAUAAAAAAGUUUUAAUGCCACAUGAGGAAAGAGUGAUACAGAUUCACUUUUAUGAAUCUCCUGUUUUUUAAAAGUGAAAUAUUUAUCUUUGAAUCUUCUCCUUUUCUCGCCUCUCAGGCUGGAAUAAGGCGUCUCUCUCAGUGGACGCCUCAGAAGAGAACGAUGGUUACUCCAGCGGCGAGGACCCCAUGAACUCUGACCCCGAGGACGACAUAGGAAAAAAGCUGGUGAGUCUGAAGUCAAAGUAUUUCCCCCCUGACUCUUUCCUCCUAUCAGUGACACUGACUCUGGGGACCUUUGACCCUCCAGGCUCCAGGGAAGUACACAGUGGUGGCAGACUGUGAGAAGGCGGGACCUCAGGAGCUGUCCGUCAAAAGCGGAGACAUGGUGCAGCUGAUCAGAGAAGGAGAGGAGGGACAGUGGUAAUCAUCUUUAACAUUCAUUUUUCUACAGACUUGAGAGAUUGUUUUUAGUUGUUUGAACAUUAAGAUCUGAAAAUACAUAUAUGUGCUUCAUAAAGAGAGAGUUGGUUCAAGUGUGUGUUUGUUUUAUCUGCUGCAGGUUUGUGAAGAAUCUGCGCACCAGUAAGGAUGGCUGGGUGGCAGCAGCAAACCUCCUCAGCCUCAUCUCAGAGUCCAAGUCAUCCCAGUCGCUCAGCAGCUCAGGUAUUUAUUUUACUCUUUAAGAUCCUGAGAAAAGUGCUUCACCCCUAGAGUUAAAGAUUACAUUUUUAAUAACCUAGUUUAUCUGGACCAGAUGUAUGCAUCUGUUUUUUUUGUUUGUCUUUGGCUGUAAACACUUCUGCGGGUCUUGUGUCCAGAGUGGACACGCUUAACUCUGUUGCUGUUUGCGUGUUUGUCCUGCAGAUGGCAGCGUCUCUGGAAACCUCAGCACUUCUUCCAGCUGCAGUGAGACUUACACCAGCUACUCCGACAUCAAACCCUGAGCCUCCAUCCGUCCAUUCACUGAAAAAAAAACAUUCUCCAACUGGAUUUACAAAAGCUACAACUUGACCCUGAUGGAAGAACAAGAUCAACUUUGACCCAGUUUGUCUAAUCCUCGCUCAUUUCCCUCUGCUGUAUUACUCUACUUUUUUAAACCUGUUCCCCUUUUUAUACAAAUUUUACGUUCAGAUUUACUUUAAAGUACAAAGAGCUUUGAAACUGCUUCAGUAAAUGGCUUCAGAUGGCAGCUGCAAAAUCUUUGAUCAGAUGUUCACCUAACUCCACGGACGAUGUGACAUUUUACUGGGUCUGAUUUGUUUCCUCCUGUCCUUUCGCGUCUUCACUCGAAUAACCCCUCUGAUAUGUAGCAUUGAAGAUUCAAAGAAGGUCUGCUCUAAAGGUGGCAGCAGCUCAGAAAAAUAUUAAAACCCUUCAACUUCAUGUGGUUAGAUAGUCCAAGAAUUCCCUGAAAUAUGGGCUCACAUCCAUCAUGCACUGUGAAAAGAGGCAGCUGGCUGCAACAAGAAAACUCUUCAAGUGGUGUCAGAGUAGUUAUGAUGCUGUAGCCCCCUAUCUAGAGCUCCUUUUGCUCUGGUUUUAUGGUUAUAACCUGCUCUAUCAACCUCCUUGGUGGUCUUUGACUUCCCUGACAACUCCUACGAAUCACCUGCACGCAGUACGGCAGCUUGGAGCAACUUCUCAACCUCCUUUUGUUAUGGAUUCACCUCUCCAGAAGGCCAAGAAGUUGGGUGGGCAGGCAGGUGUGGCGGCAUACCUGCACGUGUUCCCUUAAGUGUCUUUGUGUGGCAGAAUUCUUGCAUUUGUAUGAACUGUAGAAGUUACCUGACAAGGUUAUGUCACUUCAGAGCCUGUGAGGAGUUUAUUGCUUGUUAAAAAGAGGGUGGAAUUUAUCUCGAGGCCUCUUUAUGACUCAGAAAAGCAAACAAAAAUACCCGCAUAAAGUUUAACUACUUCUGCAAAUUUAUUUUUAACUUGUAUGAUUUACUAGUACUAUUGCGUAUCUCCAAGUUGGAAGCCUCAAUUUUAUCUCUAAUUGUGGUCAUUUCUCAGCUUUCUGAUUGGUGAACGGCCACACAUACUUAAGAUAGAUGUAAUUACGAGAGAGAUCAGCUCGUAUUUUACAUGAAAACACACAUUUGACAGUCUCAGAUAUGAUGGGAAAUGAGAAUGUUUGCUCAAAUAAAAUGAUCAUUGUAAGGACAAGUCCUCCACAGAGCGACCAUGUGUACCAGUGGCCUACAGCUCAAUGAUUGGUGGUUGCCAUAUCAACAAACAAAGUCAGUAUACUUUUUAACUUGAUCCAAUCUCUUUCUUGUUUAUGAAAUGACCACAAUUAGCCAUAUUAUUGAGAUGUAUUUGACUCAUGACAUGAAGCACUGCAAUAGUAUAUAAUAAUAUAGGAGCUCCCUGUCUUUAGUUUGGCAUCACAAGAAGGUGGCAACCAUGGGAAUUCGCCUAUUAAAGGUCAACUGAAUAUAUUAGCUUACUAUUAACAAAUGUUUUUGCCACAGUGUCAACAGGCAAAGGUGAAAUAUGUUGCUAGUCUUGUUGAUAUAACACUUGUGAGCAGAUUAUUCAUGGUGCCACUUUUGCAUAUGAGAAGUAAUUUAGUGUUUAAUACAUCCAGGUAAUAAACAUGUCUAAUUUCUCUAAUACAUUGGGAAAAAAACUAGUUUUGUUAGUUUUAUAGGAGCAACAAAAUCAGCUGCUGUAAGUGAAUUGUGUGGCUUCAAAAACCGUUCCCCAUAUCAGUCAGGCUUGUUUCUCCAACAAGGUCCUGUCUAGAGAUAUUUAGACAAUUAGUCCAAGCUGUAUGUUCAUAGAUAAUAGAAACUACAAUCCUCGGGAAUUUCCUGGCUGGACAAGUUUUAUGAUAACAUUCAUCGCGGCUCCUUGAAGGUAACAAACCCCUUAAAACAAAUGCUCACUAACCCAAACCUCUGCAUGUUCAAUUCAAGGCCACGUCUCUCACCUUUCUUUGCUCUGCACUGCAGCAACAAAAGCCGUCUUUGUCCCCCUGCGCUCCCAGCCCCGCUCAGGCAUGUGACAGCAUCUCCAUGUCUCUCUGAGCAGACCUAACCGGGCCUGUCAGACCUCCAUGACACAUCUGCACCACCAGUCUGAGAGCAAUAUGUGUUUACUUGACACCACAAUGUAGCUGAGUAAUCGUCACGACUGGAGAAAGGUGCAAAAAGUAAUAAGAAAAGUCUGACUUUUGAGUGUGAUUUUCACAGCAGGGGGUUUGGAGAUGACCCUGCUGUGGAGUUGAGGAUGUUUGUACAGGUUAAUGACACAACCAGCUGCUGUGACACACUUCUGAACACACACAUUUGCUAUUCUGAACACUGAAUGACACAUUUUUCUUAUAUGUUUUUCAAGAGUAAAUGUGUUUUUUAUACUGCAAAGUUUCUACUGAUCCAGAAGAUGCACUGUAAAACAAUCUCAUCCCUUCUUUAUUUUAAAUGUUGAAUGUUUGUAAUUAAACACGAAAACCAGCCCCACCUGAUUUAUUCCUCAUCAUGGGUUACAUUUGUCCACUUGCUUCACAAGCCAAUAUUCGACUCUUGCUUUGUGACCUAUAGAGCUUCAUUUAGGGCGGUUUAGAACCAUUAUUAAAGAUGUAACACAUGUCCCUGUGAAACAAAGGACUCUUGAAAAAGGAAAAAGCUACCGUCCUGGUCUGUCGGUGUCAAACUGUGGCUGGUAUUAUGUGCUGUGAGUUCUGUAAGACUGAGAAAUGUAUGUUAGACUUGUACAGAUGUGUCCUCUUAUACCUCACUUAGUUUUUCUCCAGCGCAUGUAUAUUGUGAAGAGGAUAUGUUUUUUGUUUUUUUUGUGAGUCUUCUUGUCUCUCUGUUCAUCAGCAUGUACUUCAUAGAUCCACUUUUAAAACUCUGGAGUCCUCACCCUGAGGAAAAGAGAAUUGUAUUUUUUACCUGGCACUGUUGCAUUUUGUGAGAGUUUAUUUUUUUGCCCUCUUAUCAAAGCUGACGCGGGCACUAAACUGGUCAGUUGUUUAUGAUGAUCACAUGAUAAAGCUUAUCAAAUUAUUUGUACUUUUGACGCUGGAGGGGGGGGAAGGUUGUUAUAUUUUUUAGUUUCUUUUUAUGCAGCACAUUGCAGCAACCACUGUCUUUAUUUUCCUAUCGUAUCUACUGAGUAUGGUGUCGAUAUAAAUACAGUAUAUUAUAAUGAGAUAUUGGUGUAUAUUUGUACAUAUGUAAUUCUGAAUUGUAUGUAAAAUUAAAGCAGCUUUAAUAAAGUCUGAAAUGUUUCCUUUAAA